Messenger RNA from Xyrichtys novacula (pearly razorfish), 60213 nucleotides. NCBI's taxonomy places the organism in Eukaryota, Metazoa, Chordata, Actinopteri, Labriformes, Labridae. The record is from the annotation of a GenBank genome assembly.
UACCUUAGAGGUGAUCAGAGUUUAUUUAUAAUCGAUUUUAUUGAUAAAAAUCACUUCAAAACAAAAAGGUUUAAAAUGACGGUGUGAAUGAACACAGUUUUUGUUACCAAUCUUUCACAUAUAAACUAAUGUUUUAAAUAUGUUCUGUCCUUGUGUCAGUUACAGCGAUGACCACACGGUGGCAGUAUUGCUCAGGGCUUGAUGACGGAUGUUGAUAGAGAAAUAAAAAAUGAUCCUUUAAGUGAUAAAAUACUGGAAAAAGUCAUCUUAAAGGACACAAACCACAGUCAAAAGAUGAAAAAUCAAAGAUGAGAGUUUAAAUUGACAACAAAGACGUAAAAAAAUCAAUUACAGUAACAAAAAAAUUAUAAGAAUGACAAAAAAAGUAAAAAUAUCUAAAUGCAGAUACAUACUGAUAGUAAGGUGAUACAAAACGGUUAAAAAGGUUAAAAAAUACAUUGUUAAAAUUUAAGAAAGGAAGUGCAAAAAUGACCAUAGACAAAAAAACAACAAAAUUACCAUAAAAAUGACACACUAUAGUCAAACAAAUGCACAAUAAAAAAUCAAAACCUUGAAAAUAGUCAAAUAAAAUCACCAAAAUGUCCAAUAAGAGACUUAAACUGACGCAAAAAAGAACAGAAAUGGACUCAAAAUGAUUUUGAAAACACAUAAGGACCUGAUGUUAUUGUUAAAUGACUGAUAACUGACACUGACAAAAUAGAGGUAGAGAAAUAAACAUAAAAUUUCUUCAUAGGAGACACAAAAUCUACAAAAAAUCCAUCAACUUUAUCUCCAAAUCACAGCAAAGACAAACUGAAGUGAGUGGACCCCAAAAAGAGGACAGAACUAACCAAUAAAGACCUUCAGUGGGUCACACCUGACAACCAAAGUGGCCAAAUCGCAGCUCUGACAGUUUCCUGGGAGGAGAUGUAUGAGGGGUGAUCAAUGCCACAGACUGAUCUCGAGUGGAAGUGAGAGAUCCGCUUCCUGUAUGUGGGGAAAAUAGUGCCACAAUCCUGCUCCUUGUUUUGUUUUAUAGGCACGAAAUCCAUCUUGAGAUUUAAAUGUUUUUAUUUUUUUUGCAGGUCCUGUGUUUGAGGAGAAAAACAAGAUUUUUGAUUAAUGUUAAAGUUUUAUUUAAUGUUUUAUAGACUGUUUCUGUGCAACGUCAUCGCAUGAAUUUUACUUUAUUUACCAGGUUGUGACGUUGUUUUUGAUGUUUCUAAUAUCAGGAGCAGGGAUGUUGUGAUGUUUGCCGAUUGUUUGUUUUGCCGAUUGAUACAGUUUACGUCACAACAGCUCUUUGUCGAUUUCUUUUUCCACUAGAAAACAAAGAAUUAACGUCCCUCUUUCCGCCCCAACGCUGCGCGCGAACACCUGCGAUGACGUCGCACAGAAACCCGCCCAUAACCUAACAUGUUAAUGUCCUCUCGUCACCAGAAUGUUCCAGGUCUUGUUUUCUCCCCACCCCUCCCUCUCUCCCUCUCUCUCUGCCAGCCUGUGGCACUGAUCACCCUCCAUACCCUCCGGGCAGCGUGGUAGGCACAACAAGCUCGGCGGUCUCUCCUCACUCCUGCUCGGCUCCUCUCUGCAGUCCCUCCGCGGCGGCGCAGACAGGACCUCACCGACCCGCCCGGAGAAAUGAGCUCGACCCCCGCCGUCCACCACGCACUAACGUGAGCGUCCCCCACUCCUCCACGGACACACUAACACCCACGCACAGACGGUCGGUGUGCUGUUGACGGAUCCUCCUCCUCCUCCUCUUCGCUCGGCUCGGUGUCGGACAGUCCCACCCGCAGCACGGACCAUGGCGGAGAGAAGUGGCCGGUUGAGUUUCCCCGGGAGCGGGGCUCUCAACAGACCGGUGCCCAUGAACCUGUUCGCGACCUGGGAGAUAGACGGAUCGUCCCCGAACUGCAUCCCGAGGUAAGAGGACAGCUUUCGCUUUCUGUGUCCCUGCUGUCCUUUUAAACUUUAAAGCUCCUCAAUGCGCCAAACAUGCAAACAAGCUGUCAUUCCGCCGCACUCGGCAGGCGGGGAGCUGCUCCCACCGUGCCAGGCAGGAUGCCCAUGCAGGCCCCUGCACCGGGAUCCACCAUCUGCAGUGUUUCCAUGUCAUGGUGGAUGUUGGUGAGGUGAAGUGUGGUCAUGUCUCCUCCACCUCCAGCCCCUCUCUCUCUCUCUGUAGGUCUGAAAGGUGUUUGCUCUGCAGAUACUUCCACUCAGCUGUCAGCCUCAUGCCAGAUCAUUGUGCCAGGCUGCACCAUGGAGACCGUUUGGCUCCGGUGACCCCAGAGACCCAGAGGCAGAGCUCACACCGGUGCAGAUUUACUGCUCAGGCUGGAUCAUUACAGCGACUGGAACAUUUAGGAUGUUGAAUCUGGUCUUUAUUGGUCUGUAGUUUCAGUUUUGGUGCUCCAAUGUAGUUCGGGAUGCAAAUAUCAACUCUAUGAUCUAUUUUUGAUCAUUUUAUCUUUAAUUUUUAGCAAUAAAGCUCCUGAAACUGGUCUUCAUCGGCCUUCUAGUUUCAGUUUUGCUGCUGUUCUGUGGGUCAGGUUUCAGAUACCAACUCAAUGAUAAUUUUUUUAUGAUUUGAUCUUUAAUUUUUAGCGUUAAAGCUCCUUAAAAGCAAGUCUUUGUUGGCCUUCUAGUUUUGGUUUUGUUGCCUUGAUGUGGGUCAGGCUUAAUUAUCGGCUCUAUGAGACAUCUUUGAUCAUUUUAUUUUAAUUUUUAGCAUUAAAGCUCCUGAAACUGGUCUUUAUUGGCCUAGUAGUUUCAGUUUUGUUGCUCUGACAUGAUUCGGGCUGCAAAUAUUGAUUUUAAGAUCUAUUUUUGAUCAUUUUAUCUUUCAUUUUAGCUCUAAAGCUCCUAAGAACUGGUCUUUAUUAGUCUUGUAGUUUCAGUUUUGCUGCCCUGAUGUGGGUCAGGUUUAAAUAUCAACAUUAUGAGACAUUUUUUAUGAUUAUAUCUUUAAUCUCUAGCGUUAAAGCUCCUGAAACUGGUCUUUCUUAGCCUUCUAGUUUCAGUUUUGGUGCUCUGAUGUGGUUCGGGUUUCAAAUAUCGACUCUAUGAUCCAUUUUUGAUGAUUUUAUCUUUAAUUUUUAGUGUUAAAGUUCCAGAAAUUGGUCCAAAACCUAAAGAUAUUGUCUUCCACUCAAAUUCAGAGACCAAAAUAUGAAAACUUUAAAAUCUUUAGAUGGACUGAUGUCUUUUUGUGUACUUAAUGAAGCUCUUUUUCACGUUGGUGUGUCUGUUAAGGGCCCAAGUUCAUUCCCUUAUCCAUUUUGCUUUUAUGCAUCUUAAACUUUUAGGCGGUAAUGUCUUUAUUUUCAUGGUUGCAGCUGCAGAAAUGUGCAUCUCUGUGUUUUGCUGCUAAUCUAGAAUAUAACAGGAAGGAUUUAGUUUAUUGUUUAAAGAAGAUUUUCAGGAUAUUGUUUGAAAACUUGUGUUAAAAACCGUCACACCUCCAGCCUUCUCUCUCUCUCUCUAUCCUCUUUGGUUUUAGUGGGUUUUACACGACAGCGCAGCUUUUAACUGAAAUACGUCUAAUUCACUUCCAGGAAAAGCACAGCUGUGAUUUUUAUUCAACAGAGUGGACCAGGACUUGUCAAUCCCCACAUGACCCCGCAGGUUUUUACCGGAGCAGGAACAUUCGGAGGUGACUCUAAGUGACCCUGUUUGGAGGUUCUGCAGAGACUCUGAUCGGUAUCGACGGGAUCAGUCAGAGUCCGACAGCAGGAACUCGGCUUGUUAACGUCACGUCAGAUCAGCUGUCUGAAGGCGGAUAAACAGACUGACUGCUGUCCGUCUUUGGAGGUCACUUUGUUCUUCACUUUUACUUUUAGGGUCAAACACACCGUAACACCGAGUUAGACCCCCCCUCCAGAGAUGAAUGUUGUCGACCGCUUGCUUCUCUAGUUAUACCAACUUUAGGAACGACCGCAGGAUAGAAAUACAGAGAGACACGCCCCCAACCAAAACGCCACUCUAUAGCCAAAAAUAAUGCUCAGAACAGCACCUAACUUCAUCAAAGGGGAAAUAUAGGGUCACAGACAUAGUACUAGACACCAAACAUCUUUUUAACUUUGACUCAUUUCUUUAGCAAAGAGACUAAACACAACUCACCUACUCUCUUCCAGCAGCCGCUUGUUUGUAUUGAGACCUCAGGCCAGUCCAUUAUGGACUACAGCGGGGUGCCGCAGCUCAAGGAAGAACAUUUAUGAUCAUUUCUUCAUGGAACUACAAUCAGACCGAGACGCUAAGACAGAAGAACUAUUGUGUCUGCAGUGAAAAUGAUUAAUAUGGUGAUUAUUACUUCAAGGAAAUUAUCAUAAAUGUUCUUCCUUGAGCUGCGGCACCCCGCUGUAGUCUGUAAUGGACUGGCCUGAGAAGAGAGCUGCUGGAAGAGAGUAGGUGAGUUGUGUUUAGUCUCUUUGCUAAAGAAAUGAGUCAAAGUUAAAAAGAUGUUUGGUGUCUAGUACUAUGGCUGUGACCCUAUAUGUACUAACCUCAGUAGCACAUGUUGUAGUUCCGUUCAGUAACAGAACCUCAUUGGAAAAUUAGCUGAUUUAACUUUACUGUGCUCUUGUUCAAAUAUAUUAACCCGACAGCACAUAAAUCCAUACCUGUUAACAAAAUCAUGAUUUUAUUGAUAAUUCGGCUCAAUAAAAACACCUUUACCUUUUCAUUUUACUACAGUAGAAGUUUAUUGGCCCAGCUUAUAGGCUACAGAAGUGGAGAAACGCCCCCGCUUAAGUUUGUUUUCUUAGGAGUUAGAAAAACUCUGAAUCUAGUACUAUGUCUGUGACCCUAUAUGUCCUGUUGAUGAAGUUAGGUGCUGUUCUGAGCAUUAUUUGUGGCUAUAGAGUGGCGUUUUGGUUGAGGGCGUGUCUCUCUGUAUUGCUGUCCUGCGGUCGUUGCUAAAGUUGGUAUAACUAGAGAAGUAAGCGGUCGACAACAUUCGUCUCUGGAGGGGGGUCUAACUCGGUGUUAUGGUGGGUUUGGGCUGAUAAACGGACUGAAAUGAACAGCGAUGCAUCUUAAGGAUGAACGAGAAUAGAUUAAACCCUCCAUGACACCUUUGACAGUUCGUAUGAUCAGAGUUUUAACGCCUGUAGCUGCUCAGAGGGGAGGGGGGUCGGUACUCAAAGGAAACGGCCUCUGCUCAUCUGAGGAGAACCUCUUCACCUUCGUGAGUCUUGUUCCCUCUGAGGUCUCCGGCUCGUUGAAACGCCGUCUCUGCAUCAAUCACGUUUCCAGGAGUCACAUCAGGACACGUGCCGCUCCACGCCGAGAGGCUUAAUAAUCACCUAUCAGGGGUCAGCGAGAGACGGCUCAAUCAGCUCUCUCAAAGGAAGGUCAGAUUAUAAUUGCACGCUGUCUUAAAAAUCCAGAUGUGAAGAGAGAAAGUUGCUGCUGAAAUGCAAAAAUAGUGUUUUCAUAAAUCAGGUCAGGGAGUUUAUGAGGAUGUGUCUCUGCUGCUGCUGCUGCUGCUCAGGAUGAAGGUUACAGGAGGGGGGGUUGUCCUGAUCCGACUCCUCUGCAGCCUGUCUGAUACCCUGAGAGUGAAUGAAGGAGGUACUUUAAUGUUUAGUCAUCUUAUCGUGAGGAGCAUUUAAAUCAGCGCCUCUUUAUCGCUCAGAGCGUCUGAAUUCGUUCCAACGAUUGUACGCUCCUCUCCAAAGCUGGACCUGCCUCCUAAAGUGACUCUUCAGACCCGGAUCCUGCAGAUGGAUCUGACUACCUGAGGUUUCGCGCUCCGAGUGAGGCAUGUCGCGGGUUAUCUCGGUAUUUUUGAAGUGGGCAUCAGUUGCAUUUCUGCACAUCAGCCCACAGGCGCGAGGCGAAGUGCCGCGAGAGACGGGGCCAAUUCCUGAGACAGAGCCGGGAUUGAACGGGCCCUCGAGUGGCAGCUGGACCCAGUAGGCCGUCAUAUUUGGGCCUGUUGGAGGCGAGAGUGCUGAGAUGUCGCUUUGAGCUGCAGAGAGACACUCGCUCUUUUGUCCCCCCGGCUGCCCGGGACGCUCACACUGCGGGAAUUUCGAGUAGGAUGAAUGAGGGUCGGGUUAAAGCCUCUCAUUGUUUUAUGUUCCCUUUCUUCUUGUUGUCCUGCACUCAGCGCCCGAUCUGUACCAACCUUUGACAGUUUACACAAGACUGGAGAGCGCACAGUCGCACCAGCGGACAUGUGAGGCACUGUUAGCCAAACAUGCUAACAAAAACAUGCUAACAAAAACAUGAUAACAUGCCGAUGAUGACAGGAGAUCUCUGAAACCGACCGAGUUGCUGAAGCUGAAGAUCGGCGUGAAGAUCAACUGAUAAACUGAGGGCUGAGCCUAACCUUCACGUUCUGCCUGAACUAGAACCAUGUUCACCUGAAAUACUGAGAUAUAGAUAUUGAAUUUCUCUUCCAGGAUCAAUAAACUUCUUCUUCUACUAAUACUUCUUCUUCUUCUUCUUCUACUUCUUCUUCUACCACUGCUUCUUCUACCUCUUCUUCCUCUUUUUUUCUUCUUCUUCUUCUACUUCUACUACUACUACUACUACUACUUCUACUACUUAUUCUUCUUCUACCACCUCUUCUCCAAUUAACACUACUACUUCUACUCCUUCUACUAAUUCUUCUUCUUCUACUACUUCUUCUUCCUCUAUUUUUCUUUUUCCCCUCAUUGUUCUUGUUCUUGUGCUUGUCCUUCUUCUUCUACAUCUUCUACUUCCUCUUCUACCACUGCUUCUUCUACACCUUCUUCCUCUUACUUUUUUCUUCUUCUACUACUUCUUCUACUUCUUCUUCUACCACUUUUUCUUCUUCGACUACAACUACUACUUCUUCUACCUCUUCUUCUACUAAUUCUUCUUCUUUUACUUCUACCUCUUCUUCUACUUCCUCUACCUCCCCCUUGUUCUUUUUCUUCUUCUUUUACUACUACUUCUACUUCUUCUACUGUCUCUACUUUUCGUUUUUCUUCUUCUUCUACUACUGCUAAUUCUGCUUCUUUUUCUUUUUCUACUUCUACUUCUUCUAUUUCUUCUUCUUCUACUACCCCUCUUCUGGAUGUUUCAGAAACUCAGUUUAUGAUGUAAAUCUGUCGGUCUCACAGAGCGAGUGGGUUUGACAGGGAGUCAGAUAUUGCAGUUCUGUUUGGGUCGAUCUGGAGUUCGUCCUCUGUGAACCAUGAAGGUCUGCAGGUCGUUUCUCAGUGAUCUGGUCCUGUUCCUUUCCUCCUGAACCCCCUGACUCCUGACUUUGACUCUUGUUUUCGUACAGAUGUUCCUCCCCGCCAUGUUCAGACGGCCUUAUGUAAGACACCCGUCCUCCUCAGUUAUGCUGAUGCGGCGCGUCCUGGAGGGCAGACAGGGCAGGACGGGGAAAGGGCAGACGCCUCCUCGCUCCGCGUACUCCCACAAACAUUUGAGAUGCUUUGCGACGCUGCAGGCCGAUCAAUCCCGCCUCCAGCCGACUCUCUGCAUGCACCACGUCUGACUGAUGAGAUCUGGUUUUAAGGACCCAGAAUCAGUGGGAUCUGCUCGGCUCUGCUCUCGGCUGCACACAGAAAACACCUAAAAAGUCAAACAUCAGAUCAUCUGCAGCGAUUUAGCGUCACUGCCGGGACAGACGAGACCGUGACAGAAACUGUAGUGGAAGUCUGGUCCUGCGGCAGAUAAUGUCCAGAUGAUAACGCGCAGACAGAAACAACAGAUUACCUCCAAUAUCCUGGUUUAACCCCGGGCUGCGGCGCCAAAGAUGAAUUUGCGUAUUUCAGCGGCACAUUAAGAAACUGCAGAGCAACAAAGACGAUAAUCUCCUCUGAAGAAAGGAAGACAGCUUUUGUGUUUGAGGAGUGAAAUACCUAUGGGCUGUGCGGUAUUAAACGUGGAUCUACAGCGCCGCCGCCGAUGUCUCAUUACCAUACUCCCCCCCGCCGCAUUACAUUCAUGCUAAUUAGAAAAUGGGGACAAGCACAUGUGCAGCUGGAGAUAUGGAGUUUGAGGACGGCGUAUUUGCAGCUCGCUCACGUCUUAAAGGAAAAUGUCAACCUUGGACGAUUGUGGUGUCGCUGUAAAUGUUCAUGACGUCCUGAUCAGACGGCGUUUUAGUCUAAAUAGACCUCAGGGUGACGGAGAGCAGACCAAACGACAACUAGGUCCACGAUAAGAAAGGUUUCCUUGUGAGGUUGAGUGAGAUCGAACCCCCUCAUGUUCGGGCGAAGGGUCUCUGAAUCACCCUCUCAGACCGCCGCCUCCUCGUGACCUUCUUUCUCCUGAGAUGUUUGGAUUUGCUGCGUUUUUUCAGCUCACACUCUUGUUGUGUUUCGAAGUCUUUUUUCCCUUUUCCCGGUUUCAUCUGUUUGAGGCAUUGUUUGUGUUUCUGUGGCGCCACAUCCACAUAAUGAGGCGUUCGGGAGUCUGGGAUCUUUUCUGUUCAUUUAACUCGAUUUAAAUUUAGAUCAUAUUUAGACGGUAGGCGGGGUGUGCGCGCCGGGCGUGUUGCUCUUAAAACCACAGAUAAUACAGCCUAGUUAUGAUAACGUCCACCUGAUUGAUUAACCCAAAUCCACCAAUCUCAUUAGCUAAUAGAUAAAUCUCCUGUAAAGAGCUUUUCGGUGUCGUGUUUUUACCUGAUUGUUGGCGGCAGAGGCGGCCUUAAUUCCACAUGUAGCUCGAAUUAUGAAAAUAACUCUGUGAUUACACAGGCCACUCCGGGUCUGUUUACUCUCUCUGUGUUGCAACACUUUUCAGAGAAUGAGGUUAUUGGACUGAGAAGGCAGAGUGAGAUUUAUCAGGAGUUUGUGUCCGACGUCGAUGAGAUCAUGACUUUUCUCUGAUUAUAAAUCCUGUUUUGUUUGGUUACUGUUUGACAGGAACAACUCUGAUAAUUGGACAAGUAUCAGCUGACUCUCAUUGGCAGAAAUAACCUUUAAGUUAUGUCGAAUAACACGAAGCUUUCUCCGGCUGAGAUUCAAUUUUCUGCCUCAUUUGUGGUGUAACUUCUCGUUCAUCACCUCAGCUGAGUGUUUGCAGAUCAACAUUUGACUUUUUUAUAUUUACAUUUUGCUCCUGAGGCACGAAGUCUGCUGUAUUAUUCAUCCUGACCUAUUAAGACGUUGUUUUGAUUCAUUUUCUGACACGCUGAGUUUCCAUAUUUACGUAUUGAUUAUUCAGGCCUGUGGAAAUGUGGAUUCCUGCACCGAGCGGAGUUAUUGCUGUUUUUAUUUGAUUUGUGAAUCCAAACACCGACUUCCAGGGAAAUCCUUGUCAUACAUUCGUCACUGAUUUCCACGGCAACAGUGUUUACUUUGCACUUUGGCUGCGUUCAAGGCUAAAGCGUCCAUGUGUUUGUGGCAUUGGUUGUUAAAUGUUUGCUGCAGUGUGUUGGUGUUUUUAUUAGCCAUUUCCUCGGACGUUCAGUCCAGUUAGUGUUGAUAACAGUGAGGUACUCGGGUUGUUUAAGAGGCAGGGAUAAAAAAUAAAAAAACUGAACAUUGAAUUGUACUUUAUCCAGAGCAGCUAGAGGCUCUUUGUUUACACUUUUGUCCUCUGAAAGGAAAUCUACAGGGAAAUUUUUAUGCACAAAAUACACUAAGAAGGCAUUUCAUCACAUUUUAGACACUAAAGAGCAAAAUAGGGCGCUUUGUUUACAUUUAACACACCUGGAUGAGCAUUCAUGGAUGAUUUUUUUUACAUUUCAUCCUCUAAUUAUAGCUGCCAGGGAGGCGCUUUAUUUACAAGUAAGCUGAGGGCGCUUGAUUUACAUUUUAUCAAUAAUAAGAGCAAAGUGGACACUCGAAUCACAUAGUACAUUGAAGGGACAUUCAAAGGCACUUUGUUUACAUCUCAUUUCCUUAAGGAGAACUGAGAGGACACUGGACCCAGAGUUUUUACACUAAGGGCUUCCAGACGACUCUUUAUUUACAUUUGAUCCACUAAAGGAGCGACCACAGGAGGCUUUAUUUACAUAUUAUCCUCUUGAUUAGAAACAUGUGGACACUUAGUUUACAUUUUUUCUCCUCCAGGAACAACAGGAGGGCGCUGAAAUUACAGUUUUACUCUGUGAGCCCACAGAAGAUGGUUUGUUAACAGUUAUCAACAAAAAGAGCAACCAGAGGGUGCUUUAUUUACUAAUCUAUUAAAACAGAAACAAAAAGGCUCUUAAUUUACUUUUAAUGUACUUAAAAAACAACAAGAGGGCCCUUUGUUCUAAUGUUAAACAAUAAGAGGGCACUUUGUUUACACUUGAUUAACAGAAAGGACACGAAGUUGGCACUUUGUUUACAUUUUAUGCAAUAAAAUUUUAUUUACAUACAGUAUGAUCCCUUAAAAAGCUAUCCAAAAGGUGCUUAAUUUCCUCAAUACAGUUUACAGUUAAAAAAAUAACAAGAGGAAACUUUUAUAUUUAUGUUUAGAGAAGCAAAAUGAGGGCGCUUUGUUUACAUUUAAUGCAAUAGAAGAUCAACCGAAGGGAAACUUUAUUUACAUAUGAUAUCAAGUGCUUAAUUUCCUCAAUACAAUUUACAGUUAAAAAGUAACUAGAGGAAACUUUUAUAUUUAUGUAUAGAGAAGCAAAAUGAGGGCACUUUGUUUACAUACGUAUAUGUAGAUCGCAACCAGAGGGUAUUUUGUUUACCUUUAUUUUGAAACACUGGUAGAAUGGGACUUUGUUUACAUUAAUUCACUGGAAGAGCAUCUUCAUGUUUUCCUGCAGGAGCCUCAGAGAGAGUUUUUUUGUUUCGUAAUGUUUUAUUCAUCACAAAAGCAUCUAAGCGGGGGCACUCGUGGUGUUUUUUUCAGACAUAUGGGCACCGGGUGUUGCCCCCGUCACCCCCCUCUUGGUCCACCACUGUUUGACACCUAUUUUUGAUUAUCUGACUCGUCCAGUUUUGGGGUAAUUUCAGGAUGACCCUGCAGGCUGGAUUUCCAGGUCUGCCUCUCACAGCAGGCAGCGUGAGAAGAGGGAGCGGCUAUUUCAGUUCUGCCUUCGCUCAGGCUUAAGGAACUUUUUCAGAAUUCAGAGCAUGGAGGAGAAAUGUAGGUCAGGCUCCUUUUUAGAAAACUUGUGGCCGGGAAGAGAGCUUAGGAAGGUUUUAACAUAUUGUAGUCAUUAGGAAAGCUGCUGUGCCACGUCUGGCAUACUUCUCCUGGGUGGCUGAGUCAUACGACCUCUUUCGGGUUCCCUCCCUCACGGAUUGGCUGGACAGAUGGACGCAGUGAAAAUCCUGAGGUUGGCAUCGGUAGCUUAAACCCUUCAUCUCUGCCUCUGGAUAACUGUAGAAAUGAGCAUUCAUUAUCGCUGCCAGUCAGAAAUAAGCGUCACUUUACAAGCUUGUAAACAUAACCUCUCUGGCCCCCCCCAGUUGCUAGGAAAACCACCACGGCUAAUCUAUUGUGAUACAAACAUCCACUGAAACUGGAGAGGUUUUAAUUAGAAGAAUAAGUGACUCACAUUCAGGUCUGGUGACUGUGUAUAGUUCCCUGAUAGCUCUGUUUAUAUCAGCCUAAUCUAGAGAGAGCGGUAUGUGGUUGACCUGUUUCUGGAAAGAGCCUCAUUGUCUUUCUGAAUAAUACUCCUCACACACGAGAUGGCACAUGUGAAAGACAGGAGACACAGCUGAGAGGACAGACGGUAGAAUUUGGGUUACCUUGUGAUAUGUGACCCAGUAAAAGAAAUAUUAUGCUCCGACAACCGGGAGCUUAUCGCUGCAGCCGUCAGAACCGAGGAGCUGGUUGUCCAAAAAUGGUGCUGUGGUCGGCGCUCACGCUCUGCGGUAUCACACAUAAUUCAAACAGACCGGAUCCGCUCGUUUUAAAGUCGAAAACAAGAUCGGGAAGGAAAAAGUGAACCAAAAACUCUGAGCUGUUGUAGUGAAAGAAAAGGACUCGAUGUUUAAAGGCACCACAUGUUUGUUUCUGCAGCUGUUUUAAAUUUGAGGAUCUGCAGCCUCUCAGUUUCUAACCUGCGAUCACCUGAGUGGGUGGAGAUGGUGUAUUAACAAGGAGCUUCGCUGACUGGCUGUUGUCUGACAGGGGAGGGUGGGCGCUGAUUGGUGAAGGUGGAUGCAGAGGCGGAAAAACACCGAAAUGAAUUUGGCAAGCCCUCCAGGAGAACCUGUGAGAGUCCUCUCCACAGAGUCAGACGUGCAAAAAAAUCAACUCUGUGGAGAGUACUUGAACAGGUUCUCCUGGAUAGCCUGCCAAGUUCGUUUCGGUGUUUUUCCACCUCUGCAUACCGAUUGGCUGUUGUCUGAAAGGAGAGGGUGGGCGCUGAUUGGUGCAGAGGCGGAAAAACACCGAAACGAACUUGGCGAGCCCUCCAGGAGAACCCGUGCAAGUCCUCUCCACAGAGUUGAUAUUUUGCACGUCUGAUUUAACCUUCAACUGCAGCAAAGCCAGAUUUAUUGUGGGAGGAAGUGCUAUCACUGGUUUGCAUGCACGUCUAUGCAAAUCCCUCCUGUUGUUUUGUUACCACAGGAGGAAAUUUAGCUUUCCUCGCAGGUGCGCCUCAAAAACAACAACAGAGGCUCUUCCUACUUCCUCAGGGUUACUAGGCUGGAGGAAAACAUACGCAGACAUGUGCCAUCAUGGAAAAAUGUGUUUACGUUUAUGUAGCACCUUCAUAAAAAGAGCAGAAAUCUGAUAUCGCUCCGAUUUAGCGUGUAAAAUUCCUCCAGAAUAACACGCAUAGUGCCGGAUGAUCCACGGCUCACAUUUCAGAUCCAUUUUCAUGCCGACAGGUGGUUAAUAUUUGACAUUCAAAUCCUGGGGUAUUCCUUCAAAUAUGGACACACUGCAUUUAACAUAACAUUCACCCGAUGGAGUUUGCACGGAUCUUGAACGCACCGCCGCUCGAUGAAAACAGUUCUGGGUGAAAUCUGACCCUUUUAGUCACUUCAGUCUGUAAACACUUUUAUAACGGGACAGAGCGCUCGUUUUUAACCGCCCAGUAAUGUAGAAACAUGUCAGAGGGACGAUUAGAGAUCCUCUUCAACCACAGCGCUCACAGAUAAAAGUGCAGAUGUGGUUUCGUUAUGACUGCACACUUAAUUUUCAGACGGCUGUAUAAUUACUCAGACAAAAGCUGAACCACUUUUAUUUAUUUUUUCCCUGUUAUGUAAUUUAAAGUCCUUUUAACCAUCUCUCUCUGUGUGGACGCUGUUAUCUAGGACACUUCAGACUCGGCUUUAAUGGAGUCUGAAGUGUCGGCCGAUUGUUUAAUCCACCAUUAGUCCACUUUUAUAACUCAGACAAUAACAUUAAACUCAAAAACAACAGUGUGUUUGAAUCCUCUGCUGAGAUUGGAAAUCCAGUGAACGACUAUUUAACGUUUAACAUUCAGAAUAAUGAUCCAGGACUAAGUAGACUGUUGAGUAAAUUAUUAUAAAUGUAGUUUUCUUCGUGUUAUCACUGAGAGUUUCAAAAACACCUUCCAAGGUGAAGACAGCUUUGUUGUUUUUGUUUUGAUGGUAAAAAAUGAAAGUUUAGGUUACAGCUGAGGAACUUGUGCUUCAGGAUUGUUGUUUAUAUGUGCCAAAUGUGGGCUGCUGGUUUAUUUCGGUCUGUUUUUUAGUGUUUAGAUUAACAUUUAUGAGCAAACCUCGCUGUUCGUCACUGUGCUGCAGCUUCAUUUCUUGGUUGAUACAAAACCAGCAACAAAGUCAGACUUUUCUAACCAUUGAGGCCAAAUUAGGGCCAAGGGUUGUACUACCUCAAACCUGGGAUGGUUACCUCCACUAAUUACAUCGACUUUAGCGUCCAACGUGAAGAAAAAAAAUCUAUAAAAUGGUUACCUAACAUUUAUAACUUCACUUUUUAUGGAUUUAUAAGGAAGGUCGUUGUCCAAAGUUGCUGUUAGAAACACGAACACAAGAAAAUGUGCGACUUGAUCUUGGUGCAUGGACCGUCUCUGAUAAGGCAAAUAACCAAACGUGAUUUCAGCCAAUCAGCUACCUCUUGGCUUAGACGUGAAGUGGUUUUAACAGAUGUAGCACCUUGUAAGGUUGUCGUCUUCAUAGCUACCAUGUUGUGGUUUGUGUCUGUUUUCUUCACUUUGUUAGACGUCUCUUUCACUCUGCUCCUCAUACCAUCAGAUGUUUCUGCCACCGUGUCAACAGGCAGAGGGGAAAUUUCUAGUCUCUGGCUUUGCUCAUUUAGAAUUAAUUACCGUCAUUGUGGGUUUCAACCAUAGAUGGUAUAUAGAAUGAACGCCGUCUGCCUCCUUGCUGGGUGGAGCCACUCCGAGAACAGCACCCUCUGGUGACGGGCUGCAGUAUAGGUCAUAAAUCCCGCCUCCUCCAGACAAACUUCAGAAACACAGAAUAUAAUUUUUUGUGAUGUUGACAUGUAGUUACUGUCAGACUGGUUUGUGUUCAAGUCCUCUUUUUUCUGUACAGCUCCAUUUUUAAAAGUUAUCAUGGGGUUCAUGGGCGUACCAAGAUUGCGUAGGUCACCCCGGAGGAUACGCUGUUAAGCCGAGCGUCAUCACAUCGAAUCUUGGUGACUCUCCCGCUGAAUGCGCACAACGCUACUGCGCAAUGUUGGUUUCAGGAAGUGGAGAAAAAACGCGGAAUUACCAAGAACUUUUCGGCUUCAAAUCCGUAAACUGGCAGAAGGCGGAACCAAGUUGUCCAGAGUAAAUACAGUCCAUUUUAAAACAGCCACAGUGAUUGGACAGAAAGCUGAACAGGUUUUUUUAAUUAUUAAUCUGAAUUUGGGUCAUGAUGCUGGAGUCCCAGAUGAUCUACGUCUGUAUUUAUCGACCUUUAAACUCAAACUGCUGUUUUUAUGAGGAGGAACAAAUGUGUGUAAAUGUGUGUAAAUGUGUGUCUCAGUGUUUCCUCUGACUGUGUGUGGUUGGUCUUCUUGUUUCAUAAUGAUCUGAGAAGCCCCGUGUGCACAGCUGAGCUGAAACAGCAUCUUUUCUUUGGCCUGCCGAUGAUUAAAGUGGGUGUCCAGCAGUCUGGCAUCAUGGGUGGAGCAGAGUGGAGCAGCACGCUGCAUACAAAGCUCUCAUUUGUAUUCCGCUGCUCUCAAAGGGCACGGGGCAUUUUAUGUUCUUUAGCGGGUUUAAUUCUCUGCAGAACAUUAAAAGACGACUCCCCUCUCAGCUGGAUGCUUCAUGUUUCUCCUCCCUGACUCAGCUGGUCUAACCACAGACACCAGUGCCGACUCAGAACCUACAAACCCACCUUUUUCCUCCUUUUUUACCACAUUUACUCUCAAUAAACUCACAUGUGCAAAGUCACAUACAAGGAGGCGCACAUCCCGGGAGAUCUGAUCUGUUUUAGCGCCGUAGAGGUUUGAUGUAAGUUUCUAGGUCACUGUUAUCCUGGGCUGACUGACGGAGGGAAAAGAGUUCAUAUCUCCCUGUCUUGCAUUUUUAAUAGCUUACAUUCAUUAUGCAUAAAAAAAUCUUCUGGUUUGGUGAACGUAGCUCUCUACGUCAGUCACACUCCAGUGUUUUUCCCUCUCUCUCUCUCUCUCUCUCUCUGCCGUCAGAUAUCAUGGCGGAGGAUUUCUGGCUCAGGGGCAGGAGUGAGGAGAUUUGAUUAUUAAGCUCUUUCUUUGUGGACGGCUCUUCAGUAUUCAACAGCUUGUUAUUUGUGUGUUUGGCUGAGGGCUGAGCUUAGAAACGGCUCAGCUGUGUGUGAAAUAGAGGAGUGCAAACACGAGAGGAAAAUUAAUGUGGAUAUUUUUAAGUUUUACAGAUAAAGGAGUUAAUUAAGGACAACAGAACUGAGGCUGGAGCGCCGAUAUCUUCUCAUGUGAAUGUGGGCCAGAGAGGAAAGUUCAGUCUGUCGUUCAUUUUUAAAACAAAACUAAGUUUAAAGAUAAUUAUAUUAUUAAUAUAAUUAUUUAUUUAUUUAUUUAUUUUAUUAUUAUUAUUAUUAUUAUUAUUAUUAUUUAUUUAUUUAUUUUUAUUUGUAUUAUUAUUAUUAUUAAUAUAUUAUUAUAUAAAAUGUAAAAUUAUUAUUGCAGAUCUUACCUUAAACCAUCACGACCUAUACUGAGGUCUGAACAUGCCACUAUUAGAGAUUUCACGAUACGAUAUUCAUAAAAGAUUUUGGUCUGAUAUCGGCAAAUAUCUGAUUAUAUCGGAUCAAUAACGGUAUCAGCAAAGACUGAAGGCUAAAAUAGCAGUUUCAGCCAAUACUGAAGACUAUACUGGGUAUUUUUUCUCUAAAUUUCUAUUAUUGUUGAACUAAUUUUCAACUUAAUUUGCUAAAAGUAAGAAAACAAAAUAUCUAAUUGCUUAUAUUUAGUAUAUUUCACUUAUUUUGAGGCUGUAAAAAAAUUACUUUUUAAGUUAUCGCACCUUAAAAUACUUAUUUUAUGCUUAUAUUUAGGAUAUUUUGUCUUAUUUGUAGGGCUGUAAAAGUUAAAUUUUAAGCAAUCUGAUCUUAAAACCAGCAUUUUAUACUUAUUUUUGCUUAUAUUAAGUAUAUUUAACUUAAUUUAGGGCUGUAAAAGUUAAAUUUUAAGUUAUCUGAUCUUAUGCUCUACAUGCUAAAUUCUAGAUUUAAUAAUCUUAAUUAAAGAAAUCUUGUCAAGUGAAAUUAUCCUGCUGCAUGGACUGAUAAUUUCACCUGUUUUUAGUACCUUUUCCAUCAGAUUUAGUGUUUUUAUCUUGUUUUUUUUUUGCAGUGCAUGACCAUUACAUGUGUAACAGUCCUUACCAUGUGGUGGUUUGUGGUUUCUUCUCGUCUGUUUUCUUCAAUUUGGUAGAUGUCCCAUUCACUCCGACUCCUCCAGCUGCAGCUCAGUGUAUUUCAGCUCCAAAUUUACCUGAAGGGAUUCUCAUUUGAAGAAUAUAACCACCUGCUCACUAUACAUCACCCUCUAACCUGAUCUGCAGUCAGAUAUCUAAAGUUUUCCAGAAAGUCUCAGAGAGCGUCUCGACUAAAUAUGAGAAAAACAGACGUAAACAGUGAGUCUCUCUGAUAUUAAACUCUGGGAUUAAAGUUCCCGUUUAUGGCUCACUGAAUCUCUUCCUCGCCGUCGCUGUGAGCUUCACUCCUCCUCUGAUCAGCCUCUGGAGGACAAACAUCUGCAAACACCGAGCCAAAGGUCUGUGUUUGCUCCACUGCACCUCCAAUAACUCUUAUCUCCCCUGCUGUGGGUUUUAUGAGAUGAACUUCUCUGCUCUGAGUUUCAUUUAGCUGCUGUGGUGUCUGCCGCCAUAAAACCAGCAGCAGCUUCAGCACCAGUUUGGACGUACUGGGUGAUAAUGGGAGGGGAAUGAGACCGAUCAUGCAGGUCAAAUCACACUGUGCAGUAUUUGUUUUAACUUGAGUGAUUUUUUUUUCAGUGGGAGAAAAGUCGUAAUGGAAACACGCUGCUGUUGUUUCUGCGCGCCUGAUGAAGUGUCGGCCCACGGUGUGAAUUACUGAAUCGCGUCGGCCGAGUCUGUCUGCCGCUCGCCAAAAAGGUGAAGAGAGAAAAAGACAAAGAAAGAGUUUGAACAGGCGCUGCCACCAUCUGGUCCAAAUUAACAGUUUUCACUAAAAAACAGCAGGUUAAAGAGUCGGCACAAGAACUUUUCAUGGUUCCCAGAGGAUGAAUCUUGAUUACAUUUGUAAUUUUGUUAUUUAGCUGGAGCUACUGGCAAGGUUAAGUUUUAACAAAUCUGCUUGAGUAUCUAAAACUCCAUCAGGUGAGAUGGGAUCCCAAGAGGAUAAACCCCCAGACUUUAGGGUCCCCUGGGAAAAUUGGGAAGAAAUAAUUAAAGUUCUUAGAGGAUAUGUCUCUUUUUAAUGUUUCUCAGUAGAUAACACCGACAUAGGAUUCAGGCACCUAGUUUUCAAUGUUUAUCUAAAUCUGGUUGGCCUUAGAUUUGUUCCUGAUAUUCAGAGUCUCCAGAGGAUUGAUCUUACUGACUUUUUCAUCCCUCUGUAACACCCGUCACCUGGCCUGGCCGGUCAAAACUGGCCAAAGCUUCCACCUGAAAUAUCUUAACAAACGUUUGACAUGUUUGUUCAAAUUUCAAAUUGACAUUUGUGGUCCUCAGAGGAUAUAUCCUUUUCUAUUUGUAGUCCCAGUUAGCCAACACCAUCAUUGGAUUCAGUGUUUUACGUCUGACUUUUGUUAACUGGAAUUAGAGGACAUUUAGUAAAGACGUCUCACAUCUACGUUUGCAGAACAGAUUGAAGAUAUUCAUAGUUCCCAGAGGAUGAAUCUAAGUGACUCUUUUAUCCUCAGGCAGCACCUGGAGACCUAAAGCUGAUUAAAGAUUACACUUUUGCACUGAAAUAAAUUAACAAAUGUUUGAUACGUUGGUAAAAAAAACAAAACUCUGGAGUGUCAUUCGUAGUUCCCUGAGGAUACACCCUUUUGAGUUUUUUAUACUUGUGACCUUUGCUUGUUAUGGCUUCAUUGUCGUAGGUUUGACUUUAGUUGGUAAAGUCAUCUGUUGUCAACUCUUGUCAGGUGGAUGGCCCAAACGUUGUUAGAUAUUCAUGGUUCCCAGAGGAUGAAUCUGAGUGACUUUGUCCGGUUGAGAGUUUACUAAUUAAAUGAGGUUUUUGUUUAUGAAUCAUGACGUAAAAUUUGUGAAUUCUAUCAUGUUGGUUUGCGAUCAUUAGCGUCACACUUUAAAACUAAAAACACUAAAAUUCGCAGACGCUAAACCUCCUGUUUCUGUCGUGUUUGUUACCAUGUCGAUCUUUACUGACCGGUAAUCAGCCGCUCGUUCUCCCAUGAUGCAGGAAUAACCAUCUCCCUUUAAAAAUCAAUGAGCGUCUUUUGUCCUCUCCAGCUCUCUGUAGUUUGUGACCUCUGAGUGUGUGUCGUCUUUCAGUUUGUGUCAGAGAUUGAUGGAAGUAAAAUCUGAUCUUUCCAUCAAUCGUUGUCCUCUCUCUCUCUCUCUCUCUCUCACGUCUUUGUUUUUCAGGGCGACUUAGUUUGUGUCUUUGCCAAAUUCUGACUUAAUUUAGCUCUACGUUCCCUGAUAUAGAUGUAUGAUAUUAGACUGAAUUUGUUGAUGUUGUUUGGAAAGAGUCAGCUCAUCUCUGCAGCUUGGUAAUGAUAGUGCCAUCGUGGGUAACGUGAUAACGCCGAGGACACCUCUGUGAAGCGUGCUUGAAGUUAAUGAAAACGCCGAGCAGAUGCCAAAGUGAGACGAAAACAAAGGGGAGGCGUCUGAUCGGUGCUUUGUCUCCGCAGACUGAACCUCAGACGUGUUCCUGCGGCCUAAUGGAUCCCUCGAUUAAUAAAAGAUAAGCAGUCAAUUAUUGAGCUGUCGAAGGCGAGUUAGGGACGACACGCAGGGCGGAGGGCGCGGGGCGGGGGGUCAAAGAGGAGGAGGAGGCGUGUGAGAUAUUUCAUGGUUGAAGGAGGGAGGCUGUGUAACCUCGCCCUGACAUCAAAAUCACCUUUAUCCUGUUUGUUUGUCUUCUUUCGUCACCUAAAUCUAAAAAUCUAAGAACCAGUUUAAUUUUACUGCGGAUAAAACCUCUGAAUUUGUCUCCUCUUUAUCCGUUUUUGCGGUUUUCUGUUUUACUCAAAGCUCUUGUGAGCAUUUUUUUUUACUGAAAUUCAUAUUUUAGCCUUUUUGUGAUCUCCAAAAACGAAUAAGGUUGACUUUUUUUUAUACUGUAAGUUUUAAUGUUCGAAAAAUAUGUAUAAGGGUAAGAGUUUUUGUAAUGUCCACGUAAAAUACUCCCAAACAUCAAAUACUUGAUUGUCAAAAGUCAGUAAUGUGAAAUUUUGUCAUGUAGAUGACAAGAUAAGCAAAUACUGUUUGUCCACAGGGGGCGCCAAAGUUCACAUCAACCUAAAAUUCCUUACUAGAGCUUUAAUUUUUGUUUAAAAUAAAUCCAAAGAGUGCAAAACAUUGUCCUUUAAAUUUGCAAGAUUGGGCCAAACUUCUGUCUUAACUUUUCACCCAAUUUUAUGUUCUGAUCUUAAACAUUUAAUUGAUUUUACUGUUUUACUUUGACCGGAUUGAUGCACGGACUGGUAGUCGCGUAUAUGACACUUUAUAUCAUCAAUAUCGACAGAUGUACUUCAGUUAGCAUAAAAAAGAAGCUCAAUUGUUUAUUUUCCCUCUUAUUGUUUAUCAUCAGCAGAUACAGACAUGGAAAAUAAAAAUAAUUAGAAGUUGUCUGCCUCGUUGCUGAUGGUCUCGUUCACUUUUAUAAGUCAUAAAUCAGCGUCUCUGUUAAUUUCAGUCUGUUUCCUGACCAGAUAAAUCUCCUUAUAGUGGCUUUAAAAACACAAGAUCAUGACUCUUAAAUCUUCUUUCUGUUAAUGUAUUCAUUUUAACCAACCUCUGUAAAGUUUUCCAAUAUUUUUAUUCCCUAUGAUCAAAGUUUUGCUGUAGAUUUGAUGCCGUUUUCACUUGAUUUACUCCUCUCUCCUCUCUCAGUCUCGUUUUAAGACAGCUUUUAUGUCGUCGAGCCCUGGAGGUUGUUUUCCUUUUGAAGCUUUCGCGGCCUCUCUUUGUGCUCAUUAUUAGCCUGCUGAGUGAAUUAAAAAUUCAAAUUAUAAGCCCCACACACACUCACACACACACACACACACACACACAGACCUGACUGCGUGUUGUUUACACCGAACUAAUCAGAGGGAUACUGUUUUAAAAUGCAGCUGAUGUUUCUUCGUCUUCUUCUUGUCCUCUGGUUAAUUGUGCGUGCAGCUGUAAAAAUGCCAAAUGUCUCUGAUAAUUUCUUCUGCCCUUUCUGCUAAGUUGAUUUUUAUUGAGUUUAUGAAUUAAUGCAGCAGAAUAAACAAGUACUAGUCUGUUUAUUUUGCUCUUUCCUUUCUUUAAACACGGUCUCAUCUUUUCUCCGUCUUUGUUUCUAAGGUAGAAACGUGGACUCUCUUCCUCUCUCUUUCCUGAGUUGAAGCAUCUUCAUGUUUGUGAGGAGAAAGCCUCCGUCCUCGCCUCCUUGUUGUUAUUGUGCAGGCGGAGGCCGAGGUGUGAAAAGGGAAAACAGAGCUGUAAAAAUCUGCUGCUGCUGCUGCUGUGUGGACCUUCAGGGCUUAAUGAUCUACUGACACACAUUCGAACGAGCAAAUAUGAGCGUGGUUUAUGGAGGCGAGGCCGGGACGGAGUUUAGACUUUAGCCUCCAGUCGGCGGCGGUUUAUUAUUCAUGAGCAGCAGAGAGGUAGACAGUUUAUGUGUGUGUGUGUGUUUCUUCAGCUGUAAAUCCUCAGCUGAUCUGGAUGAGUUUACUUUCACUGAAGGAUUACCUGUUUUACUGCGGGUUCAAGAAACACGUCUAAGAGGGAGAAUUACUGCUGUAGUAGAAGUAAACUGCUGCUUCAUAUUUACACACAUAUAGAGUUAUAGUCAGAGUUUUAAAUCAGCGGGUGAAUGAAUGUCUGAGCGUCGGGUUAAACUGUCUCCAAUGUCCCAUCGUGAAAGGAUCGAGACUCUGAGGAGACGUGUGGUGUCCCCCUUUGAAACUGCAUUCUUAAAACAGUAAGACUUAAAUCGGUUUAUUCUCAUAACAUGACUUAAAGCUCCUGUGAGGAACUUUUGAUUGGCGCCCCCCUGUGGACAAAUCAGUAAAAAAAAAUACUGUUUUCUAAAAUAGAAAAGUCAGUAUUUUCCAAAAUCCGUUCUAAAAAGUAGGGUAUGGAAAAGUAUGAAAAUUCCAACUGUGUAGGAACACUGAUUAUUUCCUGACAAUAAAUCUCAUCCUCUGACUUUUGAUAGUCAUAUAUAAUUAUUUUGGGAAUAUAUAGGGACACCUACCCCCAUCAGUCUUUUCUCUGAUGCUCAUAUUUGCUUUUGUUUAUCAUUAGAAAGCAUUUUGGAGCGAGAAGAUGGAGCAUCGUACAGCGUUGUUUUUGUCCGACAUGAUGGACGCGCUACUUUUUCUGUAGAUGAGACGAACGCUACUCCUCUACUCUGGUGUUUUUGUUACGGGGUUACAGGGGCGUGGCGCACAUGCACAUGCAUUGUUCAUAUUCAUCAUAUAUCAUAUUCCGAUUUUGCUGGUAACACGGUAGAGAAAAUCGAAUUUCAGUCGCAUUAUCUGAGUGUCUUAAUCAGAGUUGAUUAGAGUCGGGCUAAGGUGUUUACAUGCACUUUAGUUGUCCGGUCUUAAUCGGAGUAAGGCGAUAAUUUGUUUUUCUCGAGUGUCAUGUAAACGUACUGACUGUCUGUAACUGUAGGUGCAGGUGUGUAUUUUCCUCUGUGUGUGUGUGUGUGUGUGUGUGUGUGUGUGUAUGAAGCACUCAGACGAUGUUCAUUCACAGACUCUUACUCCUGAUGUCAAAACUGUCGUCUCUCGUCAGAAGGGUUGAACUCGAAUCUAUUUUAAGCUCUGUGUGUCCUAUCUUUCGUGACAAGUGCGCGCACACACACACACACACACACACACACACACACACACACACACACUCUCCCCUACUGCUCUGUCACUUCACUACAGCGUCUCUGCAGCCAGCCGGUAAAUCCUUCAGCUGAAUAUUGCAUGAGCAGCUGAGCGGUGGAGCCCCCGGCACACGUCUGAAUAACGGGCAGAAAACACAGCAGAUUGAUCAGUGUGUGUGUGUGUGUGUGUGUGUGUGUGUGUGUGUGUGUGUGUGUGUGUGUGUGUGUGUGUGUGUGUGUGAUUAAAUGCUGUAAAGCUUGGUUUGGAUGCAUUUCAACAUGUGCAUGUGUUUCGCUGUUAUCAGGCCUGUUUGUGAGCUCAGUGUGUAAAUCUCUGCAGCAGGUUCAGGGUCGACUGCAGCUGGAUCUGAUGACACUCUUAGCUACAUGCUAACAUGCUAACAUGCUAACUGUAGAGUUUAACAAACAGACUAAUUUCAAUGCAGGUUAUCAUAAAACUGAGGAGUGGCGAAGAAGAAGCAGACUGCUGAAAAUUUAAAAAAAAAUAAAAAUAAAAAUCAAACAUUUUUUAAAAAAAUUAUUAAAAAAUAGGAAAAAAAUUAAAAAUAGAAAAAAAAUAUAUAGAAAUUGAAAAAAGAAGCAGACUGCUAAAAUCCUUUAAAAAAAUAAAAUUUAAGAAUAAAAAAUAAAUAAAUAAAUAAAUUGAAAAUAGAAAAAAUAAACAACAAAAAUGAUAAAACUUGCACUUGUUUGGCGAUUUUGUCCUGAUUAAUGCGUCUGUUUGUGUGUAUUCAGAAGUCUGAGAGUAUAAUGGAAAUACUGCAGAAAGAAAAACUCUAAGUCGUGGUUCCUGUCAGGUUGUGUGUGUGUGUGGGGGGAAAUACCUUUUAAUCAGCCAAAGGAGAUACCGAGGAAAUUUGGCAGGAGCAGCCGCUCACUCAGGAAGAAGCUGAUAAGAUUUUCGAGACCACCCCAACAAACCCUUAAAAGGGGUUUUAAUACAUCCUCCUAAAAAAAAACAAAGUCCUGCAGAACAAAAAUACAGGGAGAAAAAGUCCAUAAUGUGGUUUUUAAGAACGAGGACGGGGAUAAAAAUGACAUUUAUUUCUCAGAGUUGCUGUUUUUUCCACAAAGAGAGUUUGUGGGUGUUACUUUUUACACAGCUUACGAUGCUUACAAGAUACACUGAUUUUAAUUUAUUAUGAGUUUAAUUUAAUCUAAAGUCGUCCUAUUUUGAAAAACUUCCUCUAUGUUUACCCACAUUAGUUUUUAACUCCUCAGUAUUAAAGUUCAAAAACAUCAGUGAUCGUAAAUAACGUUGUGUCUGAGUCAAAGUUCGCUCUCCUGUCUGAGUUAUAUCCCCGUCCUCCUGUUGCGAGCGCGUCUCCACAGUCAGCUGUAAUUGGCGGUUGUUUUUGUGAGUCGUAGUCUGGCAGACAUCAGAGCUGGGAGCUGAAAUCUCGACAAAGACGCUCUGGCUGUCAGAUCGGUUUCUGCGCCGUCUGAGGUGAAUCGUCGGGGUCGAGCUUUCCUGCGUGUUGUUAUAUAACCUUUGCUCUUCUCCUCUCAUCUUUGUUUUCUUCUCUCCCUCUGUCUCUGUCACAAACUCGCGGCCUCGUGGAUUUCAGGCGUGAGGACGAGGACCUGCACUUAGUUUUGGGGUAGGCAGGCCGGGCGCCGAUCCAGACCCUCCCUUUCCUCUUCAUCCAAACUCCUCCUGGCAUCUCUCCCUGCGCUCGGCUCCGCAGGGAUUAUCCCGGCCUACAGGAGGGAAGAAAAACAAGAAAAGACUCCAAUUAUCACUCUUAAUCUUUCCACAUAUGAGUCACUUCAUGGCGUUUUGCACACUCAGCACUUUUUGGGGGAAAUAAACGGUAUUAGCGGUUUCACGUGAGCAAGUGCUUCCUCUCAGAUAAACAACAUAUGCUGAUAAAACACAAACUUCUCAACAUGUCGAGCUUUUCUGCAGGAAAUUCAGCUCAGAGUUUGUCAAAGUACGAACAUUUUGUUCUUAAAACUAAACGAAAAUAAAAGUCUGAUGAAGGUAGACUGACAAAGGAAGUAUAACCUCAAACUUUAUGUAGUUUAUAUCUAUGCUAACUCAAAAAGGCUAAAUCUUCCACCAUUUCUCUGACAACAUCCGUGUUAUUUAAAAUGGUUAUUGAUUAAAUUCUAUUUCCUAUUAUCCAGAGGUUUUGUGACAUUUCAUGGUCAUAUUAUCGUGUCAGCUCUCGUCUUUAUCGUGUCUUUGCCUCGUUUGCGUGUUGAAGUGAAAAAGAGGGGACCCAAGAUAGACCCCUGGGGGACGCCACGUGAAAGAGGAGGCAUACAGAUACAGUACAGCGCCACAUCACUGACUCUCAUACACUCAUAAAGACCAUAGACUGUUUAUACUACGGACAACUUAGUUCCGCCUUCUGCCUGUAUAAGGAUUUGAAGCCGAAAAGUUCUCGGUAAUUCUGCGUUUUCUCUCCACUUCCUGAAAGCAUCAUUGCGCAGUAGCGUUGUACGCACUCCACACACAAUACUGCCUGCAACCUAUUUGUGUGUUUGUGUGCAUGUGUGUGUUUGUUAGUGUGUUAUUCAGAACAGCUGAUCUUCAAUGAGAUCAAAGCAUCAAGGACAUCAAAGGGGAUUCCGGAAUUUUCGCCACAAUAAGAACUUUAGAAUGGAAGAAGUUUUUGGUCUCAUUGAUCUAAUGUGUGACAUCAUAAAGGAAGAGUUCAGUUGGUCACAAUCAUAGACCGUAUUUACUCUGGACGACUUGGCUCCGCCUUCUGCCUGUAUACGGAUUUGAAGCUGAAAAUCUCUCGGUAAUUCCGUGUUUUUUUCUCCAUUUCCUGAAACCAACAUUGCGCGGUAGAGUUUUGGUGGAAGAAAAUUUCUAUAAAUUUCUAAAAUUUGUCCACAGCCCCAUAAGCUUUGCUGGCGGGAUUUAUGACCUAUACUGCAGCCCGUCACCAGAGGGUGCGGUUCUCGGAGUGGCUUCACCCAGCGAGGAGGCAGACGGCGUCCGUUCUGUAUAUAGUCCAUGAUAAAGACACAAAGAUCGUCCGGUUUAACAGUUUAGUCUCGGCCAACACAGGAACAGAUUCAUUCACCGACACACUGGACUGGAAAUGUCUCUGUGACUUUGGAGUAAACAAACAUGGAGGAUGAGGAGAUGGUGGAGGUCUCUGAGUGGAGUAGACGAUGGAUGGAUGGUUGGAUCUUGUUUACUAACCUUACGUGAGGCGGGUGAAGCGGGUGAGGCCCACAGUUGGGGGGGAGGAUAACUGUGAGGUGUUGGUAUGGCAUGUCUGUUUGUGAGACUGUGAGGCAUGUGUAGAGUGAGAUACCGCCCACUCUGACGCAGUGUGUGUGUGUGUGUGUGCGUGUCUGUGUGUGUGUAAAUAGCUAGAGUGUGGUAUCUCUCUGAUGUUUGUGUCUCAGGUUUCAGUCUGAAUCAGGCGAACAGGCAGGACUCGGAGUCCACGGUGACCUCUGAUUCUUCUGCUCUUUUUUUUCUUCCCUCCUUUUUCCCUCUCGUCUGGUUCCUUUUUCUUUUACUUUUCUCCUUUUUCUUCUGCUCCCACUUCAUCUACCUUUCCCUCCCUGACUUCUUCUCCUCCUUUUCUUCUUUCUUCUCCUUUGUUUUCCUGUUUGCUUUGUGUUUUUAAUGCCAAAGCAUUUACAGAAAUCUCCCCUUAGUCUCCACCAGGUAGCAUUCUGAUAUGCCAAUGUGGAAAUGCCAAAAACUGUAACACCUCAAGUGUCCACUAGAGGCUGCCCCCAAAUUUGAGUGAACCCCAUAGAGCCCAAUGUUAAACUUAAUUAAUUCUUUAUUGCAGAUCUAAACGUCUAUUUUAACCCGAAAAUGCAUAAAACUGAAAAAAUAUAACAAUAAAAGUAAAAAACAAACAAAGAUAAAGCAGCUUGAGUGAGGGCAUUAUUAGAGACAGACAUGUUGGUUUGUGCAGAUCAUCGUCGUCUCAUAAAUCCUGUUGAUGACUGAAGUGUUUGUUAUAGAAAUGAUUGUGUUUACAGCUCUGUGAUCGAUUAUUUCUGUCAGUUUGGUCGUCUCUGUUUGGUUUGUGUUGAUUUUUCUCCCUGAAAUUAUCGGACAAAUAAUCUCUGGGGUUUAACGAUGUGAAACACGGUCCAAGAAGUCGUCCAUCCAGCCUUAGCUGGUUCAGUGUUCGUCAUGUAAUCAUUUAUUUUGGGGCGAUGGAGGCGUGGGAAACAGGAUUAAUGAGGGAUUUUCCCUGAAGAAACCCUGAGGUUAUUUUUAGUGAACCGAGUUUAGCUUUUAGUCGAAGAAGUGAACAUCUGCAGUCAAACACAACAUCUUAUUUUUGUGGUAAAAUGAGAGCGAACUCUUCAACCACAGGUGUUAAUUUUUACCUUUAAAAAAUCAGCCACUUAAGCUCCGCCUACUCACCCAAAUAUGGUCACAAAAAACACAGUUUAAGGUGUGAAAAACAGCCAGUAGUGAUCUCAGGUUGGUUUUAAAUGUUAAUCCAGUCUGUCGGUGAGUCAGUCACAUGUUCUCCAGCCUGUAAUUGAGGAGCCGACAGACGUGUGGGUCGAGCAGCGGGAGAUAAUAGAGGUUUGAUUUUCUUUCUUUAGAGCGAACGCCACUUUCACUCUCUUCAUACAUACUUAAUGGGCUUUAAAAUGACUCACUCAGUCGGCGAGGAGAGGACAGGUGAGCUCGCUUCGACGGGGAACAGGUGGAUGAUGGACGUGCGGAGACUGAACCUGCUAAUUUAACAGUACUUAUCAGAGCUAAAUGAAGUGAACGCAGCGAUGACAUUCAGAGCUCAGACCGCUGCAGGUUUUACUCAGAUCCGUCUCAUUACCUUCGUCUUUGUUGGAAACGCUGAGAUGGAUCAAUUUAAAAACCAGAACAUCCUCGCUGACAGAAUUCAGUGUUUCUGUACACCGUCAUGUCAAGCUACCAUACGUUGUCUUUUACUCGGACAUGUCCUCUUUUUUAGGGGCUGUUUGGCCUUGUCCAGGGGUGUUUAUAAAAUUCUUCAAAUGUCUGCGGUUUAGUAUGAAAGUUCAGAGUUUGUGUCAUGCGGAUUUAUUGAGUUAGGAGCGCAAAAAAAAACUCGAUUCGACCCGCAAAACUCAAAAUUUACUCCCCAAGACUCAGUGACUCCGCCCCUGCGUAGUCGCGUCCUUUUUUUGAGGAUUCAGAAUAUCAGUGCUGACAUGAGUGAGGCUUAAUUGGCCUUUUUUAACGUUGUUUUAUACCCUAAGACUGAUAUCCUCACCUCCAUGCCAACUGCAGCUUAUGCUAGUCUCAAGUAACCCACCAUCCGUCUUCAGGAGAGCAGGAGAACGUCAAGUGGGUUUAAAAUGUUGGCGCUGUUGUGUGUGAAAGAUAGUUAGAGACGCCAAGACCCGCCUUACGUUGCUUCUGAUUGGUUUAUAUUGCGUGGUGCCUUCCAUAGUUGGUUAGAUUUAGACACAAAGGACUGAUGGAUCGGUCUGGGAUUGGUUAUUUCGGUCAGUCGAUUAGAGUUUCUUGAACGACGGCAAGCUCAAGUUUAUUGUUGUUAAAAAAAUAGAUACAGAGUAUUGAACAGGGAAAUAUAAGUGUGAGAAAUGUCAAAUGUGGCGUGUGGUGUGAGAAUGGGUCAAAUUGCGUGACUGUGACACUCGAAGCGUGAUGAUUGGCAGCUCUGGAAUACAGUCACUCAAGUUAUGUCCCCAUAAAUAAAAGUGUUUGUGUAAGAUCAAAUGUAAAAGUCCUAACCCUGAAUGUUUGAAUGUUUAUCAGUGCAGGUUUAUGCAGAGGCUGAAAAAAACACUAAAGCAAACUUGGCGAGCCCUCCAGAAGAACCCGCUCCUCUAUGGGACCUUUAAAUUGAACCCUGACAUGCAGCAUCCAUCAGUGUGACAUUUGGCUGCAGGUUCAGUCUUUUAUACAGAAUAUUUACCCCCUAAAAGUGACAUUUGUUCCUUUUUCAGUCGUUUGAUGCAUGAAAACCAUCACUCCUCCUUUGGGUUUACGACACCGCAGCUCUUACAUCCUGAUUUCAACAUUUUCUCUCCAGUUGUGAAAUAUUUUUUGACAGGAUUUCAAUCUCCAGGUUCCACCAAAGCUCUCUCCGAGAGAAAGCAGGACUCUUUUUAGUCACUCAGGCGUCUUUGGAUCUCGGUUUGAGAGACAUUCCUGACAUUUUCCAUUUUCCAGACUCUGACAGGUGAUGGAUCUCUUUCUCUCUGACAGGAGAAAGUCCUCUCCGUCACACCGGCUCAAAGUUUCCCCUCCGUCUCCUGAAGAAUUGCUAUUUCUCAAGUUUCACUCCCUCCACUUCCUGCAGCGUUCAGAAAGUCUCAGCAGACUUGUUUUCUCGAGUUUUCUCAGUGAGUCACGGAGUUGGAGCUGCUUUGAAUCAGAGCGACAGCGCAGGGAGGGCUGAUGGACAGUGACGAGAGGAUGUUGGUUUUCCACAACCUCCAGAGACGUGAGAAUCGAGGUCACAGCAGCUGACUGACACACAAACGAAGAAAAAAGAAAGAGAGAGAGAAAGAGAGAGUCAGGAUGAAGUUUAACAAACACAGACGCUUGUUUAGAGACCCGACACCUUCAAAUCUGAGCCUCCUGGAUGACGCCCUUUCACUUUAAUGAGUCCUCUGGGUUUCGUUUCGCUUCUCCUUUAUCUUGUAACUCAUUUGCAAUCAUCCAAAAAGCCUCGACCCUCAGGGAGCGACGACAGACUUUUGGUAUUUCCAUGUAGCGGGUCAUUAAAGAGGAAGACUUCCCGCCAAGACUUUGUUUCUUUCUCUCGUUGUUUACAGUCUAGUUAGAAAGUUGAGAAAUGACUGUUUGUGGCGUCCAUGUUUACAUUCUGCAGCGACUCUCACCCUGAAUUUCCACCGCAUCCCGAACGGCUACAAAAAGGCCGUAUCCUCCGAUCGUAGCUGAUCUAGUCUAGAAGUCUAGAAGUAGAUUUCCUCCUCUGGAAGGACACAAUCUACUGCUUAUAUGUCUAUGUGUCUGUCUUUAUAGAGACAACUCGAUAUCAUGUGAUUGAACGUGAAUCUGCGGGUUCUUGUGAGUUCUCGCGAUUCCUGCUGUCCGUAAUCCGCCACGAACAGAUCCGGCGGGAAUUGGCGGACGGCAGAAAUCACCGCCAUUCCAGAUCGGAGCCGUUCCAGUGAAAAUUGGUGGUCAGGUGCAUGACGUGCCUCAGGUCAUGUGACUGUUUAAAUAGUCAAAUAUUCCGCAGUGCGUUUCUCGGCUCGGCCUUGGCGAUGUUUCUGCGCGGCGUGGACCUGCCUGAGGUCAGGACUCGUUUGCGAAACGAUUUCUCUGCUUUUUUCUUCCUCUCAGCCCUGAAGUGUUGAAGGUCGGCUUUAAUCCAAUUUCAGAAAAUGGAUUUUUCUCACAAAGAUUGGAGCGCGGAGAAAGGGCGGCGUGUCUCCUCUCUCCCAGGAUGAGAUAGCACGCUCUGUUAUCGCUCCCUGAAUUGGUUUUUCACUCUUUUGUUCGGCUGCAACAAACCUGAAGGCCUCCCGACCUGACUGGACCUCCUUCUUCCUCAGAGUCCAUAAACAGCUUCAGAUCCGACAUUAUUAGUGUUGUUUUAAAGUCUGGUCCAGAUCCAGAACCAAACUCACUUUUAACUGGACAGAAUAUGUGUGUCAGGUUAUUCUGAGAGCAGCGUUCACAUCAAAUCCUCCACUUCAGACCGCUCCCCUCCUGAUAUUGGAUACACAGUUAACUCAAUUCUUACGCCGUGUUGGAGCAUCUAUUUUAAGAGUGUGUGUGUGUGUGUGUGUGUGUGUGUGUGUGUGUGUGUGUUUGUGUGUGAGGUCGGUCUGGUGCAGCAGAGCAGGAAGUGGCGGUGUGAAGUGUGAAAUGUCAUUAUGGAUGCGGCUCGGCGCUGCAGAGCUCUCAGAGUCCGGUUCCCCGACUCGCACUUUUACAUGGAGGAGGAGAAACUGAACCCUGGAGUGUCUUAAAUCCGGCCUCGGCGUAGACCUCCUCUGGAUUUAGGACCCGGUUUUACAGAAUGAAUAAAUUUCUGCGGCGCUCUGGUGCGAGAAAUCAUCCGUCUGUCUGCAGGUUUCUCGCUCUGCAAAUGUGAUUCCAGCUCAAACAGAUUCAUGCUUCAGGUUUUAUAUUUUUAUUUUGAUGCAACUUUUUCUUCGUACAGUGAAAUCUCAGAUAUAAAACCUCCCUCAGGUCGCCAGCUUUUCCCAUGAAAGGCUCCAAAAUAAAAACAAAAUACGAUUAAAACAAGAUUUAAAUAUUUUCAACAAAAGCAUCAAAAGGCGGCUGUAGCUAAACCAGGUGUGGGCGUUUAUAAAAACUCACUGAUGCUCUGAUCUAAUUUUGUAAAACCUCGACCUAAAUAUUUCAAGUUUGUUCGUCUUUUUUAUUUUGAAGUUUUUCUAUUUAAUUUUCAUGUUUAGUAAAAUAACACACAAGAUCAUUUUGGAGGAGCUAUUACACUCUGAAAGAAAGUCACACAAGGAUAGAAGUGAUCCAUGUGAGAUUUGCACAAUUUGUGACAUCACCAGUUGGUGAAUCUCCAUAUAAGGUCAUCAUAACUGCAACACUUCCUGUUCUGGUCUUUGUUCCUGAGGUUUUUGUCACUUUUCAGACUUUCCAGGUCAGACUCUGGGUCCAAAUCCUAUCAGACCAGAUCCACAGUCUGUGUUCAUGAAUUUACUUUAUUGUAACAAAUCCAGAAAGACGACUUUUGAUUUUUCCUUUAAGUUACAAAAAGUUGUUUGGGCUCCGGUCUCUGUCGGCCCUUAGUUUAAAAACGUUGGUUGUAUCAUUUGUUCUGACUGACCAGUACCGACCUGUUAAAGGUCCAUGAGUCAUUUUACCACGACAACAUCAAGACUGAAGACAGUCUUUAGUCUGUGGGAUUGGAUGUGAGUCUGGAUUGUGUUAAAAACUGAGGAGAAGUCUGCAGAUAAAAGUCUAGUGCCCUCGAAAUGCUUGUUAAGAAAGUUAGAAAGUCAAUUUCAGACCCUACCUACUUUGAAGACAUGAAAAAGUAAACUUUAGACAUAAUCAGAAGUCGUCGUCCAGGUUGCGGGGACAGUAGCUUCAGGAGGGAAGCCCAGACGACCCUCACCCCAGCCACUUCCACCAGCUCCUCCUCUGGGGGGAUUCCCAGGCGCUCCCAGGCCAGGCGAGAGAUAUAAUCCCUCCACCUGGUCCUGGGCCGCCCACGAGGUCUCCUCUUAGUGGCACAUGUCUGGAACACCUCUAACAGGAGACGUCCAGAAGGCGUCCUAACAAGAUGCCCGAGCCACCUCAGCUGACUCCUCUGGACGUGGAGGAGCAGCGGUUCUCCUCUGAGCUUCUCCUGAGUGUCCGAGCUCCUUACCCUAUCUCUAAGGCUGAGCCCGGACACCCUGAGGAGGAAACCCAUUUCAGCCGCUUGUAUCUGCGAUCUUUUCUUUCGGUCAUUACCCAAAGUUCAUGACCAUAGGUGAGGAUCGGCACGUAGAUCGACCGGUAAAUCGAGAGUCUCGCCUUACGGCUCAGCUCUUUCUUCACCACGAUGGAUCGGUUUAGCGUCCGCAUCACUGCUGACGCCGCUCCGAUCCGCCUGUCGAUCUCCCGCUCCGUCCUACCCUCACUCAUGAACAAGAUUCCUCACUGUAGCUUUAAUGUGGUCUGUGGCAUUAAAGGAUUUUAUCUAAAAUGAAGCAGAACAGGAAGUUUCAGUGGCUUUAACAGCUUCUUCUCGUCUGACUGUUUGUCUCUUUACUCUGCGUGUCGGAGGCUUUUCUCCUUGUUUGCUGAUUGAAGGACGUUAGAAAAGCAGAAAGACCAGAUUUUGAGGGUUUUAGCUCUGCGGUGAUUCAUCCUCAUCCAUCAGAUCUCUUUGUUUCUCUCCGGCGUGUUUACAUUCGGCUCUUUGCUGAUUCGUCUUCGCCUCACUGACACCAAACAGACUCCUGUUGGUUUGUCGUCGUUGGCAGGUGAAGUGGUUGUUAUUGUGCUCUUGCGGCUCCCCCCUCCACCGGAGCAUCUGUGCCGCUCUGGCCUCUGGAUCAGGAUCUGGUGGAGACCGGGUGCAGGGCCCGGCUGACGCUGCAGAGAGGGGACAGAAGAGGGGGACAGGUUUCUUUGCUGCAGAGCCAAGACGGCAGCUGUGUGGUGAAUGUGUGCGAGGACAGACUGAGAGCUCAGAGCACAAAUGCUGCAGCAGAGAGUCCUCAGCUGUUCGGAGAAACCUCGGAUAAAUCCGACUUUUAUAUCAGAGGGAGGACAGAGAGAUCUGAGAGGCUGCUCCGACCGCUAAAGCUGAUUCUCCUCGCCGCUUCAGUGACAUUUGGACGAGAUAAAAUCUGACAGAUAUCAACUUCAGAAACUCCAAACUUUUCUACUUUCAAAGCUUAACAGUCAAACUCACAGCAAAUUUAGAUUCAGUUCAUUUUUUGUUUUUAUGUUGUAUUUAUUACGUAAUACAUCCUCCUAUAACCGAAUCCAAAAGUUUUAGAGCUCCCCCUGCUGGCUGUCUGCAGUAUAGAUCACGCCUCAAAAUCUAAAUACAUGGUUUCUGCUUUAUACUUCAUUUUUAUCAUGCAUCAUAUUUUUGGGAAGUUUAGUUUUAAAGGUACAUUGCGUAGAGUUAAGCAGCAUUUCUCCAAAGAAAUCAAGUCUAUUCUUGUUUAGAUUAGUUUAUAUUGAAUACGAUAUUACAGUUGACUUAGAAAAGAGUCUUUUAUUUGAUGGAAGCAGCUCAAAAUAAUCUGUACUGAUGAAGUUUUUGGCAGUAAAAACCUCAUAGAAAGAGGAUCAGACUUAUCAAGCUUCAACUGAACAUGAAUCUGAGUGAAUCAACAAUCAUGAAGGCAUAAAAUGAGAUUGAUAAAAGUGGGUCACAGACUUCUUUGACCAUCUGAUAGUAAAAUGACCCUGAUAUAACCCCGAUAUUAGCUCAAAUAUGAUGGAAUUCCCCACAAACAUAACCCAGAAGUGACUGAGAAGCAUCCACCUGUGACCCAAAGUGACCACAGCAAUAAUUUUGAUAUACAGCAAUGUCUAGGGUUGACUAUACGUCCUCUUUUAUCUGGACAUGUCCUCUUUUUUGGGGGCUGUCCGGCCUUGUUCAGGGGGGGUUUAUAAAAUCCUUCAAAUGUCUGGAGUUUUGUAUAAAAGUUUUGAGUUUGUUGCGGGUGGAUUUACUGAGUUAGAAGCACGAAAAAACAUUCGAUCUGACCCCAAAAACUCUCACAAUUAACUACACGCAAAUCCGUGACUCUGCCCCCACGUAGUUGUGUCCUCUUUGUGGGGAUUCAGGAUAUAAAUACCCCUGGCAAUGUUUAGAUCUAAUGUAGUGUUAUAAUACUACUAAAUUUGCACAAAUAGUCUGUGUGCAGGGUUUAAAAUCUGUUUAAUCAAGCCAUAAAGUUGUGCACUUUAACAUCAGGCCUAAUGGGGGUUGACUCACUUUUAGAGCCAGCCCCAAGUGGCCAUUUGAGGAACUGCAGUUUUUUGGAAUUAUUUUAUCUUGGUUUUGAUCUUUGUAAAAAAAAAAGUUGAAAUUCCAACCAUUAAAAACACCAACAUUAGUAAUGCUUAAAAGCUGGGACUUUCCAUUUUAGGUGAAAAUAAGGGCGGCGCCUUUAAUUUUCAGCAGCUCCGGUCAAAAAAGGUCACUAUAGAUCCUUUCGAGCUGCUCCAUGGGGGGUAUUUAUUUGCAUUAGAAUCUCCUGCGUCCACACAUGAGCCUGACUGUGGAAUUAUUUGGCUUUCUCUGCCCACGUAAACCAGCUUCCAGCCACCUUGCGUAACUGGAAUAGAUGCUGUUGUAGGCUUGGAACCAACGACGACCGGGUCGAAUACGAAACAGCAGAAGAAGAAUGCUGCGUAUUGUCAGUGUGAGAGCAGGCUGGAGACAAUGUGGGCCUUCAUCGGCUUGCGUCCGUUGUGCCUGGGGCUCCUUGAGCCGUGAAGAAGAGAAAGGUCUUCAUUCAGGCUGCUGGGGGCCUCUUCUUCAGACCUGCUAUUGUGGUGGCUUCUUCUCGCUCCGUCUCGGUGUUUUCUUUUCUCUCCAGGCUGAUUGAUUCUGCAGCGUCGUGUCACUCAGCACUCUGAGAGGUUUUAUGAAAGUGUCGUCUGUUUGCUUUUGUUUUCCUCUUUCACCUCUCCGUCAGUUUUACGUCUCCAGUUCUCGGAGGAGAAGAGUUGUGUUGCAUCCAAGGUCAGCUCCUCAGUCCCGUUGUGGUCUCAUGUUGCCUUCCAGUUUCUUUUCCCCUGUAGAUUGCAUUAACAGAUUGACGACAUGACAGUACUCCAAAAUUGAAGCUAAAAUAUCUCCCCUUUUGUGUAGCUGCGAGAUCGUUGCCUCUUCCAUGUAAACAGAUGGGACAUGGGUUAAAAUUUUAAAUCAGGAUAUCUUCGAACAAGUCAUUAAUGGCACUUCUGUGUAUGCUAAUUUUUUUCCCCUGACUGUUUUAAAUGUAUUUUCAGGGCUUUAUGCUUUUAUUUUGAAAGGUCAGUUUGAGAAAUAUAAGAAAAGUGGUGAGAAAGAGGAGAAACAACAUGCUAAAAAAUCAAGCUGACACCGAGCAGAGAAAUGAAGCCCAUACAAGAAGUGCUAAAACUGCAGUUCCUUGAGUGACCACUAGAGGCUGGCUUCAAAAACACAGGAAACCACAUACACACUUAUUGAAAAAAGCCGAUUUUUAGAGUAAUAAUAAAAACAUCUAAAGCCAGAUGUUUGAGACAAAACUAUGUGACAUGUAUUUAAAUUUUUUUUGUUUGAUCCACGUCUCAUCUGUUUACAUGGAGGAGGCCGAUUUCAUGACCUACAAUGCAACCAGCCACUUGGGGGAGCUCUAACUGGAUUGCUGUUGUCGAAUCUAAGACAGUUGAAUGAUGAUUAAGUUUUAUAACCAGGAAAGCUAACUGAAUAUUUAAUAAUUAAUAAAGAGAGGGUUUAAUUUAAUUGAGUUUAGAGUUAGUCCAGGCAGGCCAAAGAGUCACAUGAGUGCAUGAGCAGAUCAGCUCCUGCUGUUUCUUUUUUACUGAAGUGAUUCUGACUGAUAGAAGUUUUAAUUUCUUUCACCACUUUUUAGAUAACUUUUCUGCCCUUUUGUUUUCUGUUUAUUUUUAUAGUCACUUUUUUCUGUCUGUUCAUUUAUAAGUCGAGUUGUUUCACACAGACCAGAAUAGACUCUCGGUGCUAAAUGGGUCGCCCUCUUUUUUUCACGUUUCAUAGAUUUCUCUCGUUUCUGUCAUUAUUGCAGUUUUGACCCACAUCUCCUCCCCUGUGUGAAAAUAAAGCCGUUCCUGCCGCUGAAUGACAUCUAAUACUGUGUUUUUGUUGUGCCCAGAAUAAAGUAGGAGUGAUGUCAUUCUGACCGGCAGCCUCACUAACACCAUUUAAUGCUGCUGUAACAGAAAGGCUGGAUGAUAAAUGGUUGUUGUGAACAGGACUCUGGAAAAAAAGAGCUUUUCUUUUUCACUUUGGUCUGGUGAGGAAGUGUCUGAAAAAAUCGUGACGGGCUUGUUAAAGCGCACACGCUGCCCCAACAAAGGCAGAGGCUCUGGCUGUCCCACCACCAUCCACCACCCUGCCUCUGUGUUUCUAUUCUGCUCCGCUGGCAGAGGCCCGCAGGUUCAAAAUGAGGGUUUAGCUCAGUCUGCCGCUAACUAACAAGAGGAGGAAUUCAGGAACUUUGCUGUGAUUCGCAGCCAAAUUUCUGAGAAUCCCUGAUAAUAGGAGCAAAUCAAAUAUGCAACACAGCCCUUCACCUCACCGCCUCCUUACAUCCUGAGGUUAGAUCAUCACAAAGAGGAAGACGGAGUUUAUAAACCCUCUCAUGCUUCAUUUCCGUGAGUUUAAUUGGAUUCUGGAACUUCUUUUUGAGCGGAUCUGCUCUGAAUCCGAAAACCGGACAUUGGAGGUGUCGCCCGUCGUAAUCCUUUAAAGCUCAGACAGUUGAUUUCUAAUUUAACCCAAAUACCAAACUUAAUGAGUGACUCUUUAGGUAACAAAUGGGUAACUAGUUACAGGUUUAUGCAGACGAUGUAACACUAUUCAACUGACCUAAAAGAUGAGGUUAUUAAUACAAUAGACCAUCUGUAUGGAAGUCAAUCUGUGCCAUCUGAUUUUGAAUUUGAAUUUCUAAAGCAGAAUUUUUUUAGCAUCAAAAUCAGAUAUUGAAUUUUGAAACUUUUGAAUUUCAAGCACACAUUUUUAUUUCUGACAUUUUUUCACAAUGAUGUAAUAAAUUCAGUUUAAAAAAAUCAGUCUCUCAAAAGAGUUGUGCAGGAAAAAUUCAACUUAAAAAAAUGUGUGAAAAACUAAACAUAAAAAAAAUUCAAUUUAAAAAAGAUUCAGUGUCAAAAAAAAUUUAAGAAUUUUUUUUUAAGUCGAAUUUUUACUACAUGAAUAUUUUGAGACAUAAGUCAGACGUGGGACUGAUUUUGUUUGCGUUCGGGGUGAACACAACAUAAGACAUUAAUAUAAAUUUGUAAUUAUUAUGCAGGAUUCUUGCGCCACAUUUACCUCCUUUUUGCACACAAACCCAAAAUGUCCAAUGAUAGGAAAUGCCUGUUUAAGGGCCCGUGUCCACUAGCUCCAGUUAUUUAUUUAACUUUGUCAGCAGCUGAGGUCGAGGUUUGUACAGUCAGGAAAACUAACUAACCAGGAAACUAACCAUGAAGUUAAUAUUUCACUCAUAAUUAAAAAUUAUGUAAGUGUUGUAGGAGCUGGUGUGAAGCGCUGUCAGCACAGGAACAAAAAAAAAACAGCACUAAUGGACACAGGCCCUAACUCUUCUCUAUGUGAUUGUCUUAACUUCUCUAAUUGUUCAUUCGCCCACAGCUUGACAUAAAUCUGAGCUGAAGUCAAAGCCAGCCUGGACUGCGCUCUUGUUAUUUAUGACCUCAGACGUUUUCAUCUGUUGGGCAUAAAAACAUCAAAUUAACACGUCCUGAAAGCUGAGAAACGAUCACACUCAGACUCAUUAACCCUGAUGACUCCGUGUUUCCUGACAGACUGUGUGACACUGUUUGUGUUGAACUGUAAACUGUUUAAUAAAUGCACCGUCUGGUUUCUCCCUGUCAGUGACUCAUCUGUCGGUGCAUAUUCAUGAAAGCGCAGCAGAACUGAACGUCUUCUCUCCUCUCUCUUCCUGUCUUCAGGUUGUGCAGCCUGACUCUGAAGAAGCUGGUCGUGAUGAGGGAGCUCGAUAAAGAGCUGAUCUCUGUGGUCAUAGCGGUUAAAAUCCAGGUAUGCUGCAUGAAUAAACUCUCGGCGUGAACAAACAUGUUUCACACGGAUACAAACAAAAUAUUUUCUUUGACAGAAAAAAAGGGAAGAUCGCAGCAUCCGUCUUUUUUAUUUUAACAAGAUACUAAAAAAAAUCAUAAAUACGUUUUCUCACAACAGGAUUACUGUAAAAUCCACUCCCUUCAUUAGACCAGCCUUUAUUGCUGCUCUAUUUUCCUUUUUAUUGCACAUUUCAGUGAGAAAAGACGUAGAAAAAAGGUGACAGUAAAGGACAGAAAUGGAAAUACAGAGUGAGGAUGUACGCUCUACCUUCCAUCAGGACUUAUUUAUGAGAGUGAAAGAGGAGAGAGUAAAAUUAUGGCAGAAAUAGGACGGAGGAUGUGGAGCCAGGAUAAUAAACCUGUUUUCUUGUUGAGGCUGUACGCUCUACCUCCCCCUAUUCUUUGAUUUUUAUCGAGGAAGAGUAAAAAAGGUCAAAAACUAAGAUGUGCUCAUAAAGAGAUUAUAUAAAAAGACAGGGAAUACAGAGCCAUAGCAAAAAAAAGCUAACUGAGGCUUGUAUGCACUCCUGCUAGGAUAGGCUGGAUGCUAUACCUUCCCCUGUUUACAGAAGAAAUAGGGGAGAAUUGAGACAGAUAAUGGGGCAAAGUGCCUGUAACAAGAGGUAGGAAACAAGGAGAGCAAGAAUAGGAAGUCUAUUCGAGCUAAAUUUCACCAUCUCCAGGUUAGACUGUACGCUUUGACCUCCCCCUCCUCCUCAAACAGAGAAAACAGGAAUUAUGUGUAAAGAGAUGCAGAAAAGAGGACUAACAGAUGAGACUAAAUCCUUUUUUGGGGACUGGGGUUCACUGUGAUGGUCUAUGCCGCACACUCUACCUCCCCUAAUGUCCUAUUUCCAUCAUAGAACAGAGAAAAAACAGAGGACAGAGUCUGCAGAGGUGUAAGAAAGUGGAAGGAGCUAACUGAGCUAGGACGUUAAGUUUCUUUAGCCUCUGUUUUGUUGGACUGCACGCUCUACCUCCCAUCAUUUCAUAAUUUCCAUAUUGAAAGAAAAGAAAGGAGAGGAGAAAAACAGGAAAAUGUUAUGUAGAGCAGUCUCAAGGUGGAGCUCACCUUCACCAGGUUAGACUGCACGCUCCACCUCCACCUCUAUCACAUUUCCAUGAAGGAGGAGAAAGACAGAGAAACACAAUAAAUCCACAAACCUUAAAAAUAUUAUGGUUCAUACAUUCAAAAACACCUUCUUUUACUGCGUUGUUAAUGUUGUCUCUGUCCUCCCAGGUGUGCUCACACUCCUUUUAACACCCACCUCUUCUCUUCCAGGGCUCCAAACGGAUCCUCAGGUCCCAUGAGAUUGUGCUGCCCCCCAGUGGGUCUGUGGAGACGGAUCUGGCUCUCACCUUCUCGUUGCAGGUAAACGAGGAAAAUAAAACAGAGCUGCUGCUUUUUGGUGAACAGGAAAAUGAAGGACACCAAAUACACGAAUAAUUUUCAUAUCUGUGAUAAAUGUUCUCUUAAAGUUUCAGACAUGUUUCUCAGGGAUGAUUGUGUGUCGGCUGAGUUUCAUUUCCCUCUUCGUAACGGCGACUGCAAAUCCUGGAAACGUAAAAAAAAAAACAGCCAUUAAAGAAAAACUGUUUCCUGAGGCGCGUCGAGGGAGCAGUUAGAAAACUUUUGUACAAGUCUGUCUUUUUACAGCCGACUAAAAUAUGAACGAGAAGGAAAAUUAAGACCAGGUCUGAAUACUGCCCCCCUUUUAAUUUUAGAAAGGAGAAAACUUUCUGUGACUCGCUUUAAAGAGGCGGUGUGAUGCUUUUUAAAAUUUAUUGUGUCACUCUAUAGCCACAAAUAAUGCUCAGAACAGCACCUAACUUCAUCAACAGGACAUAUAGGGUCACAGACAUAGUACUAGACACCAAACAUCUUUAUAACUUUGACUAGAGACUAAACACAACUCACCUACUCUCUUCAAGCAGCCGUUUGUUUGUAGUGAGACCUCAGGCCAGUCCAUUACAGACUACAGUGGGGUUUCGCAGCUCAAGGAAGAACAUUUAUGAUCAUUUCUUUGAAGUAAUAAUCACCAUUUUAAUCAUUUUACAGACGCGGUAGUUCUUCUGCCUUAGCGUCUCAGUCUGAUUGUAUUUCCAUGAAGAAAUGUCUAACUCGGUGUUACGGUGUGUUUAACCCUAAAUUAAUUUUACGCCGGAAUAUCCCUUUAAAGAGACAGAGACAGCUGAAAUUAAUUGCUGAGAUGAAGGUUUUCAAAGACACCAGUCUGACAUAAGUAAGGAAGUUUUAACCAUGUAAACCGUGAAGCUCCUCAGACCUUAGGUAAAGAAAGGGUUAAAAAAAAGAAUAAACAAUAACAGAAAUCCUUCAGAUUGAAAAGUAUCGUAAGUGAAUGUUUUGUCUUUUCUUCUAGUACCCUCAUUUCUUGAAGCGAGAGGGAAACAAGCUGCAGAUCAUGCUGCAGAGGAGGAAGAGGUACAAGAACCGGACCAUCCUGGGCUACAAGACUCUGGCUGUGGGAUCGAUUGACAUGGCCGAGGUAGAAACGCAGAAACACACCUUCAUGUUUAAUGUUAUGGAAUCAAAAUCUGAAUAUUCACAAGGAGGAAAUUUGAUUUUGAUAUCAAGGUUAUAGUGGGACGAUCAGCUGCUGUUUCCUUUACUCAGACACAGUCUUUGUAGAGUCGUGGUCGUCGUGUUUUUACUCAUCAGAGGCGGGUUUUCAUUUCUGUGUUUGUCAGAAAAUAUUGAGUUUUGAAUGUUUUCAUCUGGAUGUGAAUCUACAGAUCAUUAUUGACUUCAAGACUCUGUCCUUCACAUCACAAUCGUGUUUGGAGACCACACAACCAAACAUCGCCGCGCCUUUAUUCAGAGUCUAACCGCUUCAUUACAUUUGUCCUUGAAGAGCGAAAAAACCUCCCUCUUCUGAAGUGAUCUCACACAGCAGUUAAAUCCUGAGUCCUGUUUUAUUAAAGCCACGAAUUCAUGAAUAAGUGACUUUAUUCUGGUCAUUAUUUCAUGCUGCAGAUGAUGCUGGAGUUCCCAUAUGGCUGACAAAGCUCUGUGGAGCUUAUUAAGGUCACAUCUCAGCUGCUGAGAGAGACAGAAAUACUCGAUGAAGAGCCUGAGAGGGACAUAAAAGAAGCAGAAACACAGAUUUGUAGUUGAACACAUGACUGAAAUGAUUUUUUCUCUUUUAACUCCGACAUACAAAGAAGCUCUGACACUAAAAUAGACUCUGUGGAAACUGCUGAAGGCUGAUCUAGUCCCACUUGACUGAACUGGAACACGGAUUGGUUCAGGUUUGAGGCGCUGAUGUCCUGAAGUGACCCCGGUUUGGGUUUUUCUGCGGUUCUUAAGACGCUCUGAGUUUAUCAGUAAAUAAACGUCACGCUACAGCUGAGCUUUAGAUGUGGAGACCUGAGGGUGAGUUUGUGCUUUAGUUGGGGAACAUGUUCUGGUUCUGGUCCAGCGAGGAUGUCAAAAAUCAGAGCAGCUCAAUCUGACCGACUCUGACUCUUCCAGGUGAUGCAGCACCCGACAGAAGGAGGACAGGUUCUUCCUCUCUGCAGCAACCAGAAGGACAUGCUGGGGAAGGUGGCCGAGAUCUGGAUCUUCUCCUUAUCCAGUCAGCCCAUCGACCACGAGGAGGCGGCCCUGCAGGGAGGACAGAAGAUCAAAUGUUCUGGUAGAUGAACUGCGCAAAUCUCUUAUCUCCUGUGAUCCGAUCAGAUUAGAGAGAUCAGAACUUGAAAAUGGAUCCUUCACUUCAGCUCCUUUCAUGUCAGUCUGGGACACCUGUAGAAGAGUUUUACAGCUUUUACUCUCAUAUGAAGUUAGACUCGAGUCAGAUCAGUAUCAUGAACCCCCCGAAGUUACGCCUUAAGGCUAGCUAUUAGCUCCCAACGCUAUCUCCAUUCAGCUUUAUUAGCAUAGUUAAGCUGUACGGUGUUAGCUGCUUCUUUAUUACAGAUAAUAUUGAUGAUUUUAGACCUUUUUUGAUCUUUUACCUGAAUUGUUUUGUCACUAAUUUAACAUAGAAAAGCAAACAGACAGAAACCGACUAAAUGACGUCAAGAUAAAAACAAAAUACAGAAAGUUACUGUAAAUUUGGAGGUGUGGUUCUGUGCUCUUUCACAGACAAAACGUGAAGCAGGGAGAGCAUCAGCAAAGACGGAUCAUAGAUAUAUAACUGUAGAUGGCUUAUGCACGCUGUUACAUAAUGGAGACCGACGUUUGCGCAUGGCGGCCAUCUUGCUACAGACAGCUCGCCCACUCCUAACAUUCUAGUGUACGGUGCACGUAACAUUUAAAUAACCAUAGAUUGAUGAAUUUUUGAUCAUGUAGAUUACUCACCUCCCGGAAUGGUAUACUGGAGUAAGAUGGCCGCCGUGUAGGGACUCCAGUGACUCCGCCUCGAGUCGUCUAGCCUUUCUUAUAGAUAUCUAUGAGACGGACCAGAUCAGUUUGACUCUGGUCCAAUCAGACAGAGUUGAUCACGUUGACCCGGAUUGGAGUUUUUGAUCAGCCUGGUUCUGAGGACCAGAGUGAGAUCACAGGGUUCAGAGUAUUUUGUAAAUCCGGUUUCCUUCGGCUCCGUGAGCGCCGUGUAAAUUUAGACUCUGGCGGCGUGUCAAACUUUAAAGGGUCGCUGAAAUAUGAAUGAGGUUUGUAUCUUCUGUACUCCACGGCGUUUAAUCUCUCCGCUCCUCCUCCUCUGCUCUUUAGAUAACUACUCAGAGGAGGAGUACGAGAGCUUCUCCUCAGAGCAGGAGGCCAGUGAUGACGCCGUUCAGGGGCAGGUGAGUCGACCUGCAGGUGACCUCUGAUGACUCCAAAUAAAAGGUGAUAUAUUUAUGAAUAAACUUCAAAUUUUUUAGGAUCUGGAGGAUGACGAGUACGACGUGAGGAAGCCAAAGAAGCAGAGGAGGUCGAUCGUACGGACCCCCUCCAUCACCAGAGUAAGAGACCAGAACCAGAACCAAAGGAGGUCGACUUUAAGUCCAGAGAAACGACAAGAAUCAGCAUGUUUGACGUUUUCAAUUCAACUCUGGAUUCAUCCAAACAGACACUUUGACUAUUUAUUAGAGUUUUAUUUAGGUUUCAUGUCCCGUCAUUGUUUUUCACGAUCACCAAACAAAUUUUGGAUAAAACAGAAACCUCUUAUUUUUAGUGAAGAAGGUGAAAUUCUCCAAACUUUGAGUUUCGUUUAAUCUACAGCAAAAAUGAAAACAGUUUGUUACUGUAACUCCUUCACUCAGUGUUCAAUAUGUUUGAUUUUUCAUGAUCAAGAUUCACCUCCGAACAAAUCUAGAUGCUUUCCUCACAACUUUAGUCAAAGCGCCCCCUUGUGGGGAAACAGGGUACUGACUUUUGCCUACGAUAUCUGAUCCGUACCAAAUUUUUUAGGUAUGAAAAUUAACGCGUCCGUUUCAAAGGACGGUUCCGUCAAUGCCCACAUACUUCCAUGCAUCCUUUACGUUGGCAUGAUUGUUAACUAUUACAUCCACCAGGGGGCAGGCCGGAGUCAGAAGUUUCUGACAACAACGAACUGUAGAGGGAGGCAGCGUUGGAGGAGGCGGUGGUCGGUCAGGCCGCUAAAUGCCUCGUGGUUGGAGGACAGAGAAUUCUUUUCUCUAGUCGUACCGAUGAGAGAAAUUGACACCGAUCGUCAUUUUCAGCCCCGCCGUUGUCUUCUUUACUUCCUUCUAGAGAUGCAUAUCGGGUUGUGACAGCAGCAACACUGCCCCCCACAGUUUCCGGUGGUACUGCUCCAUCUGACCCGUAUCCGUAAACUUCAAAGAUAUGUGCAGAAAUACAGAUGAGAACAGCGUGAAGCUCCGCCCGUAUCCAUAUGUAACAUUGAGCAUAAAUUAGCCGUAAGAAACAUUUUUAUCGUGCUCUAAUUGCCCCCUGUUAGACAUCAAGUGAUACUACCUCGUAUACUGACAGGUGUCUGGCGCGACUCACCGACACAUCAGUUUAACUCACGGUGAAGGAAACAGCUACUGUAUCUGGAUCAAGUCCGUGGGCCCUUAAAUCAUCGCUUUAAUUCAGAUGUAAUCCAAACUUUAAACUCUUGGACGAACCGACUCCUCUGUGCUGAAGCUGUUUUGUAAAGUCGUAUUUAUGACCCUUUUAAACUCCGACAAACAGAAGCUGAACUCUGACAGAAGAGUCCAGUAACUCUCAGUAAACAUGGAGGAGAUCUGCAGAUCAAGAGGACGUAUAAUUUAUCACUUUUAAGACGGUCCUGGCAUGUUUUUAGCAGAAGAGACGGUUUUUAUGGUUGUUUGCAGCUCAGUGAGCAGCACAUGUAAGCCCAGAGAGCAGACGGGGGCCUGAUGUUGCUUGAUUAUUGAUUUACACAAACGCAAGCUGCAAAAUCGAUACCCAGCCGACCCUGCAAAUGUAUCUACUGCCGGUAAAAUGAGUGAUAUGGAGGAGCUGUUUUCUCAGGACUGGAUGGCUGAGAGCUCUGUAGGAAAUCAGAAGUAGGUCACAGACUGACUGUGUUUGCUCUCCUGUGUUUUAGCAGCAGAACUUUAAGCAGCGCGUGGUGGCUCUUCUGAAGCGCUUCAGAGUUUCAGAUGAGGUGGGUGUUCCUCUCCCGGGCUCGCUCUGGGGAUUCAGUUUUCCUCCUGUGCGUUCUGUCGAGCCGCCCAAGAUGUAAUGUGAUGUAACGUGUGUGUGGGUGUGUGUGCGCUUAAAGGUGCUGGAUUCAGAGCAGGAUCCUGCAGAACCGCCCCCUGAGGUGGAGGAGGAGGACCUGGAUCUGGACAGCGUGGAGUUCGAGAACCCGAGUGACAGCGGGCCGGAGCUGGACGACGAUGACAGCGUCCUCAGCACGCCAAAACCCAAACUCAAGUGAGUCAUAAACGUCUGACCUUCAGUCCUGUCGCCAUGGUAACUUCAUACAUACGACAUUUUCAUAGUUUCUGACUUGCAACAGAUUUUACGUUAGAAAUGACUUGUUGGUGCUACUUUUUACACAGUUUUGCAAAACGUCAGAGACUGUCGCCUAAUGAACUCCCCAUUUAGCCACAUUAGCAUACGUUAGCAUAGUGUCGCUACCUGGUCCGUCCCGGAAGCCUUCUUUUUGUUUGUAGGACAGUAGGAGAAAGUCCCGCCUCCUUUGCCUCUGAUUGGCUAGAACAGCUGGAAAUGUCAUCACACGCUCAAGCCAAACGCGAACUGUCGGCUCUGUACAUCGAACAGAACAUUAUCGCACUUCUGAAUCUCCUAACCCGACAGACGAUGACGUUUCACAGCCAUUAGAAAUAACCAAUUGGAGCCCAGCACUUCUAGCCAAUCAGAGGCGAAGGAGGACGGGACUUUCCCCUACCAUCCUCCAAAAAAAAAUUGCGUCCUGGAAACCUGAUUUGUACUGCGCAUGUGCAAAAUGUAUGCCACUUCCUCUACUUCAUUGCCUCUUGUGCUUUGCAACAGCAUCGACAUUUGUUGGACAGCUUCAGCAUCAGCGAGCUCGCUACAGUCGGAAUAGAUACUUCAACGCUUUUCUUUUCUCCUGAACGAAGUGUUUCCCCCAACUGAAGCAGAGCGCCCGAAAGUCAAGAAAAUGGCGCCCAGUUUUACAAUUAAAGGUUCCUACUCCAGCUAAAUUGUAAAAUUGCAGCGUGGUUCUAAAAGUCUUGAAUGAAUGUGAAUAUUUUAGUGUUGAAAUUGAACCGCUGUAUAAAAACGCUAAAAUUCAUCGUCAGUAAUGCGUCGGCUUCUUGUUAAUAAAUUUAAUAUAUAAAAUAAAUCCCGCCUUCGAAAAGUCAGAUAACCAUAAUUUUGACUGGAUGGCAGCUCUCUGUGGCCCAAAAUGUCUCACCGUGCUGGGCAGGAGCUCUGGAGCCUCUUGCUAGCUAGCCUGUCACAUCACCAUCUUGUUUCUGAAUCGAUCGGUAGUUUAAAUAAAGUUUUUACUGUGAAGUAAAUUUGCACUUGUGCAGUACAGAUCGAGUAGGUAGUGACUCAAUGCUGUAAAAUACAUUGAAAUACAAAGAGAGGAAGUGACGUACGUUUCGCACAUGCACAGUACAAAUUGGGUUUCGGAGACGGAUCGGGUAGCGACACGUACAUUAGCAUACGUUGGCUGUUGUCGAAUUAGCCGUUGGUGUAAUAUUCGUUGUUACCGAUCUCUGCUGCGUAAAUGUUGAUGAAGGUCGUUCAGGCAACGACAGUGAUCCAGCGAUCUGUUCAUGUUAGCAUAAAUGCAAAGAGAGGUAUUUUACCCAGAAGGUGGCGCCAUAAUAUGACUAAACUAAGAUCAAACUGUGUUUGUGUUUCAGGCCAUAUUUCGAGGGUCUCUCCCUCUCCAGCUCUCAAACCGAGAUCGGCAGCAUCCACAGCAGCCGGAGCCACAGGGAGCCCCCCAGUCCGGUGAGACACACACACACACACACACACACACACACACACACACACACACACACACACACACACACACACACACACACUGUGACCGCACAAAUAACAACAAAACAUGUGGAGACGUCCAAAGAGACUCUUCAGCUCUUCCUCUGGGUCUCCUCUAACCUCGGAGUCAAACAAACUGGGUCACCACUGACACCAGUGAAACCAGUGACCUGUGCUGAAGGCAGAUCAGCGCGUCCGCUGAGGCAGAAAGGCGAUAAUCGUCCUGCUGAAGGGCGUCUUUCAUCAGUCUGCGGGUCCAGAGCGGUUCUGAGGGGAUCAGAAGUUUGUUUAUGAACCUGCAGGCGUCUGUUAAAGCAGCUCAGCGCGGUCAAAGAAACAAACCUCUUACUUUCUUUCAAAAUAAAAGCCCCGUGGCUCUGUCUAAUCCAUGAUACGCUUGUUUUUCUUCUCACCAUCUGAUUCCAGAUUGACCCAGAUAAAACGAAGAGCGGUGGAGCUAAAUUCCCAGACGACAGCGUGUCUGAUAACGUCUCCUACGUCAGUAUUAACUCUUUAUAAACUCUGUUUUUCACUUUGUUUCCAUAUAAAUAUAAUAUCUAAUGUAUAUUCUACUCACUAAAGGUAGGUUAGAGUUUUAUUAGCUGUUAUAAAACCUGAAAAAUGCAUCGACACGUCUCCCAGCUGAUGUUUUUUCCUCUCUGUGUUUUUCUCAGGAGCAGCCGGAGGCGGUGACUCCAACUACAGAGCUGGAGAUGGACAACAUGGACACGUUCUUAGAGAGGCUUCCUCCCAGCGGCAAAAUGACCAAGACGGAGUCCCUCAUCAUUUCAUCCAACAGGUAAAACCAAGACGACGACCUCCUUCAGAACUUUCCUGAAACUACAGGAAACCAGACGGGAACCGUUUAUUUUUUAGACAUAUUCUCGUUAUUCUUUCACUCUCCUUUUUUAUUUUCACUCAUUUAAGAUGCUGUUUCGCAACUCCUGUGUCUCUGUAAUCAAUCCUCAUAGAUCAGGGUUUCGGCUCCUGUUGUUGACGUUGGCGCUCAGUCCUCCAGCUCUCUUCUUCUUCUUCUUCUUCUUCUUCUUCUCCUGUUUUUCAGGCAGGAACCAAAGUUGGCAGGGAGGCGAGGCAGGAGCACGUCAUUGAAGGAGCGCCAGGCCAGCAGGCCGCAGAACGAGAGGGCCAACAGCCUGGACAACGAGCGCUCCAUGGACACACGCUGCCACCUACAGGUCAGAGGAGAGAACUGCAGUAUAACCUCCUGAUAAAGGCCUAAAGCUUCUGUGGACAGGAUUGUAAAGGACUAAUGAGCUCGUCAGCGAUUCUUAUUUGUAAAAGUGACAUCCUGAAUCUGAGCAAACAACCCACAGAAGAUUUAAAACUUUAGAAAACACAAAACUUCAAAACUGUCACAUCAGCUGUCUUCUGUAAACAAAGUAAUAAUGUCCAAAAACAAACACGGGUUAGUGUAUGAAGUUUUCUUCUUUUGUGUAUUAUAGAUCCCCAGAAAGACGGUGUACGACCAACUAAACCACAUCCUGGUGUCUGAUAACCAGCUCCCCGACAGCAUCAUCCUCAUCAACACGUCAGACUGGCAGGGCCAGGUAAGAUAAAAACACCUGUACCAUCCUCAUUUGACUAAAUACACAUGUUUAAAACUAGAGGAAGACUUUUCUCACACUUUUUAAUUUGCAUCUUUCUCGUCCUCCUCCUCUUUCUUAGUAUCUUUCAGAUAUGCUCCAAAACCACCAUCUACCUGUGGUCUGCACCUGCACCACGGCCGACAUCCAGGCUGCGUUCAACACCAUCGUCUCCCGUAUUCAGAGAUUGUGCGUCGACUUCUGCUUCACGCUGACUUUACUGAUCGACGUCUCACCUUCGCUUUGUUUUAACUGGUAAAACUCUCUUUUUUUAUUCCUUCUCAGUUGUAACUGUAACUCUCAGACGCCCAUUCCCAUAAAGAUCGCGGUGGCCGGGGCGCAGCACUACCUCAGCGCUGUUCUGAGGCUCUUCGUGGACCACCUCUCCCAUAAGACCCCGGACUGGCUCGGAUACAUGAGGUUCCUCAUCAUCCCUCUCGGUCAGUAAAACCUCCUCCUGCGUUGUUUUGUCUGCAUUAAAUCGUAUCCUGCUCAUGCGUGCUACUUUUUACACAGCUUCAGAUUCAUGAAACGACUCGCCUGUUUCUCUUUGUUUGUUUUUUUAGGGGCUCAUCCGGUCUCCAAAUAUCUGGGCACUAUUGAUUACCGAUACAACAGUUUGUUCCAGGAUGCUGCUUGGAGGGACCUGUUUCACAAACCUGAGGCUCCUGUUGUUGGUGGGUCUUUUAUGUGUUUUUAAUACUGAUGUAAAGUUUGUAAGGUUUGUUAAUCAGACCUCUUAAACUGAUGAUGGAUGUUUCCUCUGCAGCCCAGGAGAGUCCCGACGUCGUGUCCCGGGUGACUCAGUACAUGGUUGGCGCCAACGGAGCUCAUCAGCUCCCCAUCGCUGAGGCCAUGCUCACCUACAAACAGAAGAGGUAGGUGACCUUUACUGUCCGUGUUUCACCUGGAUAUUCACCUGUGAACUGUACACACCUGAACUGUAUUCUAGUUUAAAAGAUUAUUUAUGAACAGGACGGUAAAAGUUUAAGUUUAUUUCAGUCUGAGGGUUUUUAUUUUCUAACAAAUGCUUCUAAUGCAGAGCUUACAGCUGUUUUUCAAAAGGGGGUUGAACUUCUCUGUGAAACAUAUUUGAUUAUUUGUUUAUUUGACAGGGUUCAAUCUAUACAAAGUAAAUACAGUUUUUGCUUUUUGCCAUAAAUACGGAUUUAAAAAUCCAAUCUCAUGUUUGUAAACUCAAAAAUAUUCGUACUUUGCUCUCACUAAAGCUCUCAUUCCUCUCUUACCAUAAAUAUCAUCGUGAUAACGGACUUCAGCAGUUUUGAUUAAACAUUCACUGAUGUUAGCGAAAACGCAGCUGAAACACUGCAAGUUGUUUGACGUUCGAGACUAAGUAAGCAUUAAUUAAGAUUGUUAAAUAUGUGGCGUUUCAGCACAACAAUAGUCUUCCCCUUUGACUGAAUAUGUGAUAUAUAAUUUAAAAUAGUAUUUUCACACCCAGCCUGUUGUAUUUCUACUUAAAACAGACGACAGUGGACGAUAUUUUGUGGUGUUCCACAAAACAGUUCGUGAUCAAAACAUCCCGGUUAUCAAUCAGCUAAUAAUUUAUCGUGAUAUUCAUGAGUUAAUACUUUAAAUAUUGUCAGAUGUAGUUGAGUUAUCAGGAUGUCUUCCCUUUAAAACUUGACAUUAUCAUAAAUUUAGCGCACUACAGUCAAACUUGAUUAAACCACACUCUAAAGACAGUAUCAUCAAUAAAUCAGCGUGAAUGAUCCUGAUUGGUUAACUCCUCAGAAACGCUAAGUUACAUAUAAAUGAAUUUAAAGGUAUUUAAUCAAUAACAGCAGAAAUGUAGUUCAUUUAAUCAUGAUGCUAGCAAAACAUUAGCUUGUUUUAGCUAGUUUUCUGUAGUUUGAUUGUUGGCUAAAUUGAUAGCAGACAGAUAUCAUAUUAUGAAAUAGUUUAAACCUACUUUAACUAGUAGGUAAAUACUCACAACAUAUAUUAUAUUUACUUUUAAUGUUGUGGUGGCCCGUCAGCCGAACUAGUUAGCUUAGCCAAACAGCUAGCAUAGUAACAUUAAAGUGGUUGCAGAAAAUGAUAAUCGUCACAACAAGAACAUAAGAAAUUCUUGUUGUAUAAUUUUUGUUAAUUAAAAUUAUACUCGUCAACAUUAACUCGGUCAUAGAUCUGAUAAAAAUGGCGACUGUAGCCUGAAGAUGUCAGUUUAUACGCUAAUGCUAUUAGCAGCGUAACGUUAAACUGAAACAAACUGGUAGAAACUGAGCAGGUUAAUUUAUCAUUAUUUAAAUUUGUAAUUAUGAUGAUUAGUUAAUGAUUUGAAAUGUAGAAAUGUUCUCCCCCUUUUGAAAACUCCUUUCAGAUGAAGUUUGACUAAUGUCGCUGAGUUUGUGUGGGCGUGUCGGCGUUCGUUCGUCCGUCUGUCUGGUUAACAUCACUGUCUCUCCUCCAUCACUGUGUCCGUGAAUAACAUGUUGUUUCUUUUUGUUGUAUUUUUUCUUUUCUGUCUUUGAAGGAAAAAGAGCUUUCAUUUUGAUUUUGCAGUAAGGUAUUGUGGUCGAUUGAGUUUGUUUCCCAUCUCUUAGCUUGGUGAUUCAUGCGCUUUCUCUCUCUCUCUCUCUCUCUCUCUCUCUCUCUCUCUCUCUCUCUCUGUGUCGGAGCAUUUUCCCUGCACUCUCCGGAGCUUGCCACUUUAACAGCGAUUACAUUUUUUUCUUUCUAAGAAUAGCUUGAGCUGAAAACUUCUCAGAUAAGAUAUAAAUCUGCUAAUAAGGCCACAGCGCAGCGUAACAACAAGCGCACACAGACACAGAGCGAGAUUACCGGACCGAGGGAUUAAAGUUACAUCAAGUUAAGAGCGUAAACUCAGUCUGAACAGGUCUGAUAUUAAGACUCUUAUCACUAAGACUUUCACUUUUAUGUCUGAGUGGAUUUAAUUUGUUUGAUCUAAACAAAGGAAAAUAACAUAGACGUUGAAAAGACAUCGAUCUAAGCUCCUGUGAGGAGUUUAACCUGUUGAUAAAAUCGACUCAGAUUCAUAUUUAUGUCUCCUAAUGAUCUUAAAAAGCGAAAUGAAAAGUUUUCUGUAAUACCUAAACUUUUGGACUUUUUGCGCAGGCAUGUAUCACAAACUCAAAACUGAAAUGAACUGAAAUAAUCUCUCUUCAUGUCCGGCUUUGCCCCAAAAUACAUCUUAGAAAAAUAAGUUUAUGAGGCAAAAACAAAACUCAUAAUUUCGUGCUUCACCGGCUGGUUGUCAGAGCAGAAGUUUUUCAUCCACUUUAAUUAGAAAACAGUGAAUUAUCCAACAUAAAUGUUUGAGUUUCGGGGGUUUAAUUCUGUCGUCCAAUAAGUCAGAAUCAGCUCAAAGUCGUCCUCGAGGAUUACCGAUGAGUCGUAUUUUUCUUCCGGGAGCUUUAAUGAAGUCGACAUUUGGCCGUCAGUCUCUUCUCUCAGAUAAGAAUGUUUUGUUCUGUUAUCCAUGCAUGUCUCCUGGAACUCGCUCCACAUUGACCAUUUCUCUCAUUUAUGUGAGGAGAUCAAAUUCAAGCAAAAUCAGAAAAUUAGAAAACAGAGAGUUUGUGUGCAUGUCUGCAGAAAUAAUGAGUCUCUCCUCUUCCUCUUCUUCUUCUUCUGCGUCUGUGUCUGUGUGCUCAUGUUGAGACUAUUCUAAUUUGGCAUCAUUGAAGGAAACAAAGAACAAAGUGAAGAUAAAUUUGACUCCUUAGUUUCCACUUCAAACAGUCCUCCCUGAUGAUGAUGAGACUUCAGAGGACUGACUGGAGGGUAAACUGAGCUGAUAAAGAGGCAAGAGACCAAAUCUGAUCUGCUCUUCUUCCUCCUCCUCUGAGGCUCUUCCUCCUCCUCCUCCUCCUCCUCCUCCUCCUUCCUCCUGCUGUUUUCUCUCCAUCCUGUGCUCACCUGGCCGUCCAUGUCUGUCUGUUAUCUGUGUGGUUAGAGUAGAAAAAACCUGCACAUCUUCAUCAGAUUUUCACCUUCAGGUUUGUGUCAUGACCUGCUAUAACCUCUUAAAAUAAACACAUUUAAAACUUUUUAGUGUUUCAGCCUUAAACUAGUUAAAAAAAAACAAACAUCUGAUCGGGGUCGUAAGAGUUCAAUCGGACUUGGAUUUGACAUAAUAAAUGAAAUUUUAAAUUAUAAAUGCCAUGGACGGACUCGCUGAUAACCUUUUUUAGAGUAAAAAUGACCGAGGGAGCGAACUGUAAGUCUGUAAGAUCCUUAAAAAAAGAAAUAAAACAUAAUUAUUGGUAUCUAAAGAAUUAGCUGCUUUACUAUUAAAUUAAGAAUCAGUCAGUCUUUAUUCAUUUAUCCAGAAGUUACACCUCCAGCUCCAUCUCUAAUAGUGAAUCGAAGUAUUUUUAACACAAGUGCACAAAAAAAGUGUAAAAUUAUCUCUGAUUUUAGUCUUAAAACAUUUCAACUUUACUAACCUGUCUAGACCCAGUCCUGUAGAUGCUGGUUCUGAUGUAGCUGCAAAACCCAGUUUAACCUGCAUGAGUCGUUCUUCGUAGUUCUCCAUCCGUCUACAUGGACUGAAGUGAAUGUGCAGCUUUAAACACAUUUAAAGGUUAAUUCCACAAUAACUACGUUAUUACACGUCUUUAAACGAAGAAGAAGAAGAAGCUGCUGCUCACGAGCUCGCUGUAGCAUCUCUCUUCGGGCUGAUAUUAAAAGCUAACGUUCAAAGAUUUAUCGUGAAUCCGAAAACAUUAAAACUUCUGCCUCUUCAAAAACUGUUGUUCAAACUGAUACCCUUCAAAAUAAAAGCAUGAAUUCAUGGAUGGAUGGAUAAACAGAAACCGAAACAUAAAACCUUUAAAAUGUCAAAAUACAGGGUUUCCUACGCAAUUAUGGAAAUAAAUUUGAUCAAUUUCCAGGUUUUAAAAAGUGAAAAAAAAGGAUGUAAAAAUAUUUAUGUUUUCUGGACUGUUACCAAAGUUCUCAAAAACUCUUUUCUAAAACAGAGAAGUAGGUAUUUUAUUCAUUUAAACCUCUCUAGAUAAGAAUAAUGUCCUCUUCGUUAUAUGCGUUUAUUCGUAAAGUAGAUGAAUUAGUGUUGCCGUGGUAAUCGAGAGGUUCAAACCUGAUAUUUUGAUGUUUCAUGUAAACAAGGUUUUGGAUUAUUCCAGUAGAUUGCUUCAUCCUGCCGUCCUUAAACAGUUCAGGUGUAAAGAGGCGAUAUUUUCUAUUUUCUAGUGAUACCCUGUUCAAUUCGGUGCUCGCCAUCCCCCCUCUUUCCAGUCCCAUCAUGCAAAGCUGCUUCAGUUCACGCAUGUUGACUUGAUGCGUUUAUUUCAAGUACUUUUACUGCAGCGAUUACAGUCUGUUUCUGAACAACCAGCUGAAGCAAUCUACUGGGAAAACUCCAAAACAAACCAACCAUAGACUGUACAUAGAAUGGACACCGUCUGCCUCCUCGCCACCCUGAGAACAGCACCCUCUGGUGACGGGCUGCAGUAUAGGUCAUAAACCCUGCCUCCUUAUGGAGCUGUGGACAAACUUUAAUAAUCGAUUACACAGAAUAUAAAUGUUUCUCCCCCCUGGUUGUGAUGUUGACAGCGACUCUCGGUGACUCUCCUACCGAAUGCGUACAACACGACUGCGCAAUUUUGGUUUCAGGAAAUGAAGAAAAAUCGCAGAAAUACCGAGGGCUUUACUGGCGGGAGGCGGGACCAAGUUGUCCGUCGUAUAUAAAGUCUAUGGUACCGAUUAGUCGUGUCGUAGACCCCGAAUAUGUGAAUAAAACCGAGCCCGGGUUUAAAAAUACCAGAAGUUCCCUUUGAGGCGGAUCAGAACCAUGAGACAGAAGCUUUGUUUUCUGUCGGCCUCCAUCCCUGCAAGGCUUCAAACGCAGACAUCCGUCUCAUCCCUCGCUCGCUCUCUCUCUCUCUCUCUCUCUCUCUCUCCGGCUGCUUUGAGUCUGAUUCAGCAGAGAUGUUGUCGUGUUGGGAAAACAGAAAAGUGAACUUGAUGACGUUCAAACUGUGACCUACUGCAGACUGUCUCUCUCUCUCUCUCUCUCUGUCUCUCUCUCUCCCUCCUCCCUGUAGUCUCUCUGUUUCUUCCCUGGGGGGGCGAUGGCAGGUUUCUUCAAGGCAAGAGCAACAACCUUUCACAUCAUCAGAUAACAUUUUAGAAACCGUAGACGUAGAUCCGUUCUGGCUAUUUUUCCGGUUGGCGCCGGGAAAAUAGUUCGUUGACGCUUGGUAGCGAUGCGCUCCGCUCAGAGGUGGAGCUGCAUCGAGCUGGAGAAGAAGUGUUGGAUGUAGGUUGGUGCUCUUCCUUCUCAUCCACAUCUGCUCGACUCUGUAGUUCAGCUCUCUCUCUCUCUCUCUCCUGAUGGACUUGCUGCCUCCUGAAUGCCUCUCUGACUGUGGUUUGGUUUUGGUUUGGACCCAGCCUGUCUCCUCAGAUCCUUCAUGGCUCUUUUUGUGGUUUCAGAGGUCUCAAAUCAGCUCUGCAGCUCUGCAUGUUUGGCUUUCUGCUUCAGAGUCUGUGUGUUAAUGAGGGUGUAGAGCUCGGCAGCAGGUGCAGCAUGCUCUCUUUGGGAUUUGAUGACCUUGGAAGACAAAGCACUUCUAGAUUUUAAUCAUAAGAAAACCAUAAAUCCUUCCUAGUGACUAAUUCCUAGCUUGUAGGGUUGCUAAUUGUAGAUGAUUUGAGUCGUAAAUUUAGCGGAUAGAUCCUGUAGAGUCGCUCCUUUAAUGUCGUCUGUUGUCUAACCUGAACUCUCUUUGUGUUCCUGCUGCCGCCCCUCAGCCCGGACGAGGACUCCUGUCAGAAGUUCAUCCCUUUCAUCGGGGUAAGUUUCCGAACAUCGAACUGAUGUUGUAGUUUGACACGCCCUCUAGUGGACGAAGAAGUAAUUACAGGUUUAAAAAUUGGGCAGAGUGUAAUACUGCGGAAGUCGGAUGUCAGAGCUGGAAAUGACGUUACAACCAAGUUGACGGCGUUCAAUUAAACAAAUCGGAAAACCAGGAUGGAUGCCUGAAGUUAGCCGUUGUUAGCUGUUGUUUACAAAGUCAGUUGCCUUUAGCGGUUGUCAGCUGUUGUCAGUUGUUGUUAGCCUGUCCGUUGUUAGCGGUUGUCAGUUGUUGUAAGCCUGUCUGUUGUUAGUGGUUGUCGGCUGUUGUUAGCUAUUGUCAAUUGUUGUUAGCGGUUGUCAGUUGUUAGCCGUUGUCAGUUGUCAGUUGUUGUUAGCGGUUGUUAGCUGUUAGCUAUUGUCAGUUGUUAACUGUUGUUAGCUAUACCACUUAUUUGUUUUUACAAAAACAAACAGAAGUGCUAAUAAAUAAAACAUGACAGCUUUAACUGUUACUCUUUACUGUUGACGCGCUGUUCUGCCAUCUUGGAUUAUGACGUAAGUUGUCAGACUUUCCGAGCUGGUUGGUUGAGUUGUUGUUGGUUCGUUUUCUCAGUCAGAGGUCGCGGGUUAAACAGAUUAAUCAGAUAAUUGAAUAGAGAAAAACUCAAAGCUUGUUAUCUGUUAUUCCUAGAGCUAUAAUAAUAGAUUUCUCUCUCCUUUGUUUUCUCAGAUGGUCAAAGUCGGCAUCGUGGAGCAAACAUCUGCAACGUCAGGCAAGUAGAAACGUUUUCAACGUUUGUCCUUUAAAGGUUUGAGCGCAAUUAUCAAACUCAUCUGCACCAAAGCGACUCCUGAAGACAUUCAGCACUUUCUCACGUUUGUACAUACAGGAUAUUAUAUUUUAUUUUGUAACAUAAACGAUCGUUUCCUCCCUCAGGAGACUCUGAUGACGCGGCUCCUCUGAGCUCCUCACUGCUCUCCUCCACCCCUCCACAAGUCUCACCCGCUCUGAAAGAGGCGUCGCCCACACCGCCAUCCUCUCCCUCCGUCAACACCAGCUUCAGCGCUUACAGGUAUAACAUGACGGUGCAAAAAUCCACGUUUACUCGUACCUGCAGAGAAAUCUUCUAUGAAACCCACCUCCGUCUUUCUGUUCCUCGUCUGUAGUUCUCCGGGUCAGGCGGAGCUGAUGGGGCUGCAGGUGGAUUACUGGGUGGCCCCCACAGAGAGGAAAAAGGACCUGGAGAAGCGGGACUCCUCCUCCAAAAACACGCUCAAGUGCAAUUUCCGCUCGCUGCAGGUCAGCCGGCUGCCACUAGGGGGCGCGGAGCCGAGCCCCCAGCCCACCAUGUCCAUGACUGUGGUGACCAAGGAGAAGAAUAAGAAGGGUAGGAUGAACACCGGACUCACGUUACAUACUCAGUGCGUUAACAUGCACAGUUUAAUCGGACUAACCUCAUAAUUCGUUUUUUUUCGCCGAAGCGGACUUCUCUCCUUGUCCUGAGAAAAUCGAAUUAUUGACGUGAACGUGUCCUCCUCCCCAAAACUAGGGGGCGAUAUGAGUCUUUUCAUCUGCGCUGUUUCUGGACCUAUUUUAAAGAUGUCUCCGUUCCUCGUUUUGCUACCGUCCAUAUUCUUAAAAUAUACAUUUCUGUCAGGAUGGAAAACAUAACAGCGCUCUCCUCGUCAUUCCAAAAGUCGAAGUUCUUUAAAUGAUAGCGCCACUUCUUCUCUGGUGUUUUUGUUCAGGGUUUAUGGAGUGUGAUCGGACACAUGCAUUGUCCGAUCACACUCCGACUCCGCUGGUGACAUGGUAGAGAAGGUUGAAUUCCAAUCAGAUUAUCUGGAUGUCUUAAUCGGCGUUCUCCGACUAGUCGAAAUAAGGUGUUUACAUGCACUCCAGUUGUCCGGUCUUAAUCAGAGUAAGGCGAUAAUUCGGUUUUCUCGAGUGUUAUGUAAACGUACUGAGUGACAGAUUCAGAGUUUUUGUGUUUAACCCCGUAGGGAGCAGAAAGACCCCGAACCCUCGUUAACUCACAGCGUGCGACUCUGUUUUUCCUUCUGCCAGUCAUGUUCCUGCCAAAAAAGAGCAAAGACAAGGAGGUGGAGUCCAAGAGCCAAGUGAUCGAGGGCAUCAGCCGGCUCAUCUGCACUGCCAAACACCAGCAGACCAUGCUGAGAGGUACGGCGGUCUGCGCUCACACUUCACCGUGGGGGGUCUGGGGGUUUGUCCGUCCUCUCUGAACCUGUGUUUAGAGUUUAAGUAAAAGUGUCGCUUCUGUUCAUGUCUGUGUCCUUCCUCUGCAGUUCUGAUCGACGGCGUCGAGUGGAACGACGUCAAGUUUUUCCAGCUGGCGGCUCAGUGGUCGUCUCACGUCAAACACUUCCCCAUCGGGAUCUUCGGACACUCGAAAGGCCCGUACUAGCAGCACCUGAGAGACUGAAUGACUGAGGACAGCGCCCCCUUUACCCUCCCUGUGUGCCAACAGCUUUUUAACCCCUUCCUCUCCAUCUUCCCCCGCUCUACACCUCCUCCUCCUCCUCCACUUCUCCGCCAUCUUAAUUUAAACUCCUGCUUCGUUGCAUUCGUUUGAUUAUUUAAUCUUUUGCGUGUUUUUUUAAUUUUCUAUUUAUGUAAAAAAAACGUCUGGAGGCAAGAAUAUUUCUUUACUCAGCUUUUUAUCCUGCUGAUGUUUUAUAGACUCCUCUGAAAUAAUAAUAAUAAUAAUCAGAAAAGACUUUUAACCUUUAACAUCCUCCAUCAGCUCCCAGGUUUCCCCGUCUGAGUCCAUCCUUUUUUAUUUGAUAAGGCACAGCACAUCUGAUCGAGAACAAACGAAAAAAUACGAGCAGCUGCCUCGAUACGAGGAGGAAAACGACGUCAUCAAAGAAGAUGUUUCAGAUUCGCAGAGACUGUCGUCGAUUUAUCGUCUGAAGAGGAAAAAAAAAGACUCUGUGCUCUCCGAAGAAGAAGUCUCAUGUGCAAUAGACUGAAAACUGUGUGAAUGAUGAUUCUGAUAUUAACCCGGCACUGAUUUUACCCCCGACACCUCCGAUACUCGUCUUUGGUUUCCGGUAAAGUGGCUGGAAGGUCGAAGAGUUUGACUUCACGUUAAAUCAAAUAAUAACCUUGAAAAACUGCACAGCACAAACUUUAAAAAUGUUUUAUCAUAGUUAAGAAUUUCAUCAGUGCGUUUUUAUUGAAAUACAGUUUUUGGUUUUCUUGUCGAGUUUGAUGAGAAGAUGAAAAUCGGAACCAGCAGUAGGCUAGCUUAGCUCGGGCUGUCAUUACUUUUUACGAAUUUAAGAAUAAAAUAGAAUAUUUGUGAAAACUGACGGUGAUUUCCUGGUCAUUAGUGAUCAAACAGGUUGCUAAGGUUAGCCACGUUAGCCUCACUAGCCUGACAAUAACUUAGCUGUUAUUGUUAAAUCAAGACUGUUUUUGCUAAGUAAGCUAGCAAGUGUACGCUAACAAAAUCAAACAGAAGUGCCACGCUGAAUUUAGCAGAUAUAUUUUCUCCACACUGGUCGUUAGUUUAAUCUCUGUUUAAGACCCUUGAUACUUGUGACAUGAGUUGCUAUUAGCUAGUAGAUCGUGGAUUAAGCUAACCUAACUAUUAGCUUAAAAGUGAGUAUUUUGAGGAAGUGUGUCCACGUAUUUAAAAUUACGUUUCAAUUUUUAGGCUCAAAAACCAUUAAAAAAGAUGUUAUUCUUCACCUUCAGACCGCGCCAUGCUAACGGUUUUAGCUUGUUUCCAGUUUUCACAAUAAGCUAAACUUAGCUAACAGCCGACCAGCUAGCCUGGCUCCGACCAAAAGUAACAACAGCAGCCAACCAGCAACUCUUACAGUGAUCUAUGAACACGUGAUGUGUUUUAUUUUAACCCACAGAAACGCCGAGCUAGGCUAACUGUGUUAGCUGUUCUUAGCUAACGUGCUGAGCCAAGCUAAGCUAAUCCACCGCUGUCUUUAGCCAAAUUAAAGUAUCUUCUUAUCGAAGUUAGGACAAGAAAGCAAAAAUAUUUAUUUACAGAACUCUUGAAGAAUAAAUAAUUAUUUUGGUUUAUGAAAUUACUUUAGUUUGACAGAGUCUCAGUGAAGUCAGGGCUGCAUCGAAGAUAAAAAUCAAGAGAUUUCAAGAUUUAGGCCUUCAUUUUAUUAGCAUUAAAGUCUUAAUUACAGUUGUAAAUGCGAGGAAAAGUCUCAGUGAGCGUAAAAGAGUCACCCCCCCCCAAAAAAAAAGUCUUAAUUGCUAUAAAAUAAAGUUAGAAUUUUACAGGAAAAAAGUUGUGAAAUUUGGAUAAAAGUUUUCAAGAAAAAGUCAUUUGGUUCGAAAAAUAAGUUGCAGAUCUGGAAAACCGACUCAGUGAUUGUUAUAAAGUCUGAAUUUUUGCAGAAAUAGAAACGGAAUCGUCAAAUAAAGUCAGAGUCUUUUAACAAAAAGUCAUAAUGGACAUGAAACAAUUUUUUAAAGAAAAAGUCCCGACAAAGACGAAAUUUAGUCAAGGAUAAUAUCACACUGGUCGUUUGAAGACGUCCACAUUUUUCUAGAAAAAAUCAAAAUGAUAGCGGAUUAAAACUGUUAUGUGACGAACAUUGUCAGAGUUUUAGGGAAAAUUACGAUUUUUGGGGGGGGAAAGUCAAAUCCUACAUGAGGAAAGUCCAACUUUUUCAAUGAAAGUCAUAACAAAGGAACAACAUUUUGAUAGCAGAAUACAGUCGUGAAAAGUUAUGUGACUCGAUUAAGGACAUAAAGUUAUUUAGAAAACUCAAAAUAGUAGAAUAAAUAUUGAAUUUCUCCAGACAAAGUCAGGACAGAGAGAUCUGUGAAACCUCAGAUUUUUAUUUUUAACGUGGCUCUGAUUCUGCGUCGUUUUCCUGUUUUCAAAGAGUAACUUUUGACGUCGUCCGUCUAAACUCUUCCCUUCGAGCCUCACACUCCUCCGUCACACUCCGCCUCUGUUGCUCACACACAGCAGACGUUACUUUUGCCAAAGGAAACUCAUCACCUGCAGUUCACACUCAUUACCUGUGUGGUGUUAUAGAAGACUUCAUAAUGUAGAGGUGAAUGUAUUGAAGGUACCUUAAUGUAAAGCACUUUUAAAUGUUUGUGCGUUAUAGAUUAGUGUGUUAGAAACCUUCCCGGGAACCUGCAGGAGGAGAUGACUGACUGUGGUUCACGGAGGCACACGGACAGAAACCUGAGUCUGUUUUUCUAUCUGAGCUCAAACUAAAGCAGCACAAACAGCAGACGACGGGACUGUAUCCUCUCUGUGUGCUGUGUGGAAUCACUAAACGCUCAGUGUGACGACGCCUCUCUGGACGUUCAGAUUAUCAUUUAUAAUAUUCUGUGAGCUUAGUCUUGAAUGUCGUUAACAUUUCUGUAGAUUCGCUCAAUCCUUUCGUUGACUGUUAAGCAUAAAAACUAAAAGUAUUUUGCUUAUAAAACUUCUUUUAGUCGUGUUAUAACUUUUGCCAAUUUCUUGAAAAGUGCCUAAAUUGCUUAACUUUGACAAAUCAACAGAAAUAAUACCGUCCCGGCUAACAUGGUGCUCAUUCUGGUUCCACGAACAACGAAACACAUCGAUAGCGUGCUUGGAUUUUGCAUUUCAGACACAUGCAGUCGAGCUUGUUUAUGGCAGGGAGGGAGAAGAAAAACACUCUGUCCCUCCAAAAUGGGUUAAAAUGAGUUAAAAGAAGACUUAAGCCUGUUCAUGUCGAGCUUUUAUUUGUGUUUCUGUACAGACAGUGUUUUUGUUUUCAUGUUUUCUCAGAGAAAGGCUUGUUGAACUCAAAGUUUCCCGAUGACUACCACUGUAAUCCCAAAACUUGGAGUAAUAAAACUACUAUACACACUAAAAAUGAACUUUUAUUUA